Molecule: messenger RNA, 54867 nt
Organism: Podarcis lilfordi (Lilford's wall lizard)
Lineage: Eukaryota; Metazoa; Chordata; Lepidosauria; Squamata; Lacertidae
Source: the annotation of a GenBank genome assembly
CUGCUGCUCCAGAGAAGCGGACACGGAGCACUGGAUCCAAACUACAAGAAAGAAGAUUCCACCUAAACAUUAGGAAGAACUUCCUGACAGUAAGAGCUGUUCGACAGUGGAAUUUGCUGCCAAGGAGUGGGGUGGAGUCUCCUUCUUUGGAGGUCUUUAAGCAGAGGCUUGACAACCAUAUGUCAGGAGUGCUCUGAUGGUGUUUCCUGCUUGGCAGGGGGUUGGACUCGAUGGCCCUUGGUGUCUCUUCCAACUCUCUGAUUCUAUGAAUGCGUCUAUUUGGUUUACAUGGGAAUAUGUGUCUGUUUGUCUAUCUGCUUUGUGUGCGUGAUGCUUCCCUCAGUCGGGGUGCUGCUCCGAGUUGGUUUUAUUCAGAAUAUUUACACGACGUGCAAUGAGAAAAGUUCUUGGGGUGGUUUACAACAAUAAAAUACCGAAAUACCGCUAUUUAGCUGCCCUUUGUGGGCACAGGGGUCAACCCCACGGAACUCGAGAUGCGUGUCGGGUGGUCACUUGGGUCUCUUCUGACAUGGGCCCCGCAUUCUUGCAGGUUGGGGGUUGGCAGAAAAGACACGUGUGCGCGCGCGCGCACGUGUGAAUGAGUCAGCGAGCGCGUGGAAGGAAUGUCGAAGUCCAGCUCUGGCCCCGUCCCUUCGCCCUCUGACCCGGAGGAUCCCCGGCCCUCCUCGCCAAGGAACACGCCGCCGCCGCCACGGCAAAGGAGGGCGGCCGGGCGGCCCUCUCAAGAGCCUCGCCGCCCCUCAGCUCUGGCCUUGACGCGCGCAGCCGCCGCGCGGGCCUCGGUUCCAGGCGGGACCGUUAGAGUGACCGUUAGACCGCUACCAUGAAGCUGGUAGCGGCGGCGGCGGCGCUGCUCCUCUUCGCCGCCGGCCUCGGUGAGUGAGGGCGGGCUCCCUCACGCGCGCGCCCCGUUUAGGGACCCGGACUGGACAAGCCCAAGCUGCGGCCCUCAGGCGCUGUUGGACUCCAACUUCCAUCAUCCCUGUCCUCUGGGCCUGCUAGCUAGGGGAUGAUGGGGGGACCCCAGGUUGAGAAAGGCCCCAGCACCUCGCUGUCUAUCAAAAAUGAACACGCUGCCUGUUUAAAAACCCUCAACGCGGUUUACAAAAAGAUAAAAGCACCGAGGAGACCUACAAAAGUUAAAAUACGAAAACGGAUUGCCUCCGCUUUCUAAGCGUCUCUGAGCAGGAACGCGUUGCGCAGGCGCCUGCUUGAUCUCAAGAGGCAGGGAGUUCCCAAGGGCAGGUGCUGCCACACGAAACGAUCAGUGGGGCAGGUAUUGCAGGUAAACGGGUCCCUAUCUGAAGAAGUGUGUUAAUUUUUUCUUCAUUAAUGUGGCUUUUUUUUCUUGUGAAAUUUUAAUAAAUACUAUUUUUUUUUUAAAAAAAAGAAGAAGUGUGCAUGCACACGAAAGCUCAUAUCAAGAACAAACUUAGUUGUUCUCUAAGGUGCUACUGGACAAUAUUUUAUAUAUAUAUAUAUAUAUAUAUAUAUAUAUAUAUAUAUUUCUACUGCGUCAGACCAACACGGCUACCUACCUGAAUCUGAGUCCCUAUUUUUUAAGGGCUUUACCUGCACUCCAUGCUGACCAGGCCUCCCUCCUGUCAGCAAUCGCACUGCAGAAUUCUGCCCUAACUGCAGCUUCCAGCUCAGUCCUCUUCUGACAUAUUUUAUUGAGGAUUUUCUUACAGAAGUAAGUGUAAUGCCUCGUAUUUUUUUCCCAUGUAACAUUUUAACAAAUCCAUUUCAUUUGUUGAGGCAUUAGGGGGAGAAGUAAAAAAAAAAAAGAAAGGGAAAAGAAAGGGGGAUUGGGGGGAGGGAAGAUGGGUGGGGGUGGGGUCGGGUGGCGAUGUUUCUAUUAUGCUUAAUGUAUGUAGAGUUUGGUGUCAGCGUUACAGUGGUGCCCCGCAAGACGAAUGCCUCGCAAGACGGAAAACCCGCUAGACGAAAGGGUUUUCCGUUUUGGAGGUGCUUCGCAAAACGAAUUUCCUAUCGGCUUGCUUCGCAAGACGAAAAUGUCUUGCGAGUUCCUGCGGGGUUUUUUUCCUCCCCCCCCCGUUUUCCCAAGCCGCUAAGCCGCUUAUCAGCUGAUCCGCUAAGCCGCUUAACAGCUGAUCGCUAAACCGCUUAUCAGCUGAUCCGCUAAGCCGCUUAACAGCUGAUCCGUUAAGCCACUAAGCCGCUUAUCAGCUGAUCCGCUAAGCCUGCUAAGCCGUUAAUAGCGCUAAUCCGCUAAACCACUAAUGGGCUUGCUUCGCAAGACGAAAAAACCGCAAGACGAAGAGACUCGCGGAACGGAUUCUUUUCGUCUUGCGAGGCACCACUGUACUUGUGUUCCUUUGGUGGUGAGAGAGGUUGGGGUUGGCCUAGGGUGUGAUUGGCUGUGGUGAUCUUUGUUUUCGUGUGUGAGUGAGGUGGGUGGGUGUUUUGGAUCAGGUUAGCCAUAUUGAUUUGUGUGCUGUUGGUGGAUUAUUUUCAGCAGCCAGAAACACCAUAACCAGACACUGGAGAGACCUGUCAGGAGUAAGCAUGCACCAAUGGUACCAAAUAGUAUGGGAAACAGCUCUACUAGAAAAAUUAACUAAUAAACUGAAACUGACACGGGGACAAACAGAAGAAGACGCCUUCACCCCGGUAUGGCUCCCCUUUAUCACAUACACAGUCCAGCUCAGUCCUGAGGGAAGCCGCACACAGAACACAUCCUAAUAGAGAUGGGUACAGCAGAUGGUUAAGGCAGAUGUGGGUAUCCAGUUGUCAGAUUACUAUCUAGGAAGAGGGGUCAACCUCAGUGUGGAGGAAAUGUCCUUUAAAAUCUGUCUCUGCCUUGGAACCUAGGAAGCUGCCUUAACCAAGUCAAACCAUUGGUCCAUGUAGCUCAGUAUUGUCCACACUGACUGACAGCAGCUCUUUGGGAUUUCAGGCAGGAAUCUCUCCCAAUCCUACUUGGAAAUGUCAGGGAUUGAACCUACCCCUGGCCCAGGGCCCUUCUCCCUUGAGGGAGAAGUAGCCCUUAAAGUAAAGGUAAAGGUAAAGGGACCCCUGACCAUUAGGUCCAGUCGUGACCGACUCUGGGGUUGCGGCGCUCAUCUCGCUUUAUUGGAUCUGGCAUACAGCUUCUGGGUCAUGUGGCCAGCAUGACUAAGCCGCUUCUGGCGAACCAGAGCAGCGCACUGAAACACCAUUUACCUUCCCGCCGGAGCGGUACCUAUUUAUCUACUUGCACUUUGACGUGCUUUCAAACUGCUAGGUUGGCAGGAGCAGGGACCGAGCAACAGGAGCUCACCCCGUCACGGGGAUUCGAACUGCCAACCAUCUGAUCAGCAAGUCCUAGGCUCUGUGGUUUAACCCACAGCGCCACCUGCGUCCCUGUAAGUAGCACUUAAAAUUUUAAGUAGCACUUAAAAUAGUGCAAAAAUGGUACCUCACACCAGUACAAUCAGCCCAUUUUCGUUCCUCCUGCUCACCAAACUGUUGUGGGGAGUUAGGCUCAUAUCAACGCAUAUUUGUGGUGGGAAAGUUCUGGGAGGAAAGUAUUUGUCAAAAUAUAUCUCAAAAUGUCCAGAGCUGAUGCUGCUCAAGUCUUCUCACUGGCGAUGCUGUUAAUCUACAGCUCAAACCUCUAAGUUUUCUUUUAAUAGUGGCUCAAAAUGAGAUGCUAAAAGAAGGUCUAGGGUGCAUCUCUGACAAAUUAGUACAAUCAGAUAUGGCAAAUAGCACUUGUGGGAAAAUCAACAUGAAUAAAAUUGGCAUAAGGUUUGAAACAUAAAUUCUCUUGUAACAGAUUGCUAUAGCUUUGUUAUGCAUAUGGCUAGAAAUGAAAACAGUCUAAAACUUUUUGGUUUACAAACUGUUUAUUGUUUUCUAUACAAAUGGUAGUCUGGGAUAAGAAUUUAUUGUGUUAUUUGGAUAUUAUUUUGGAUGCAUUGCCUUCUGGGUUAGGGUGGGAUAUUUUAUUACUUGUGUACAAUGUCAUUAUAUGUUGUAAGAAUUCAAUAAAUGGGGGAAAAUAGAAAAAAGGAGAAUGGUACUGAUAAAGGCACAAGGGUUUGUCUUUCCUACGUCUCUAUUCGGUUAGCAAUCCUAAUUUAUAUGACAUAAAUGUAUAUAGAAUUUCUAGAGAGACAGCCCCCUGCUCCCAAGCAGGCUGCAAUAUAAUCUAAGGACCUCUCCAGACUAGUUUGUUGUGGGUGUAGCCUGCCACAUAUCAUUAAGGGUGUUUCCAGACUCACUGUUUUCAUGUGGGAUUCAGCCAUUUCUCAGCGAAUUCAGAAUGUGCAACUGAAUGUGAUUGGAUGUUAUUCUUAGGUGUCUUACGGUGCUGUGACAUUUGCGCCUUAUAGACAUUAAAUGGUGAUUAACUUCUUAGCAUUUUUCUUCUUCUCCAGAUUGUCAAACCUUUUUGGAUAUCACAAUUCCAAAGAAAAUUCCAUCCAACAUGACUGAAGAUGGUCUUGGAGAAGAUGAGGUAUUUGGAAUUAAGAAAUAUACUUAUUCAAAAGUUUGUGCUAUGGAGUGAACAUCUACUCAGUGGAUGAUAUUUUGCACAGUGAUUCCCAAGCUUGCUUCCCAUGGGAGUCAACUAGAUACCUCUGGGAAACCCACAAACAGGGCACAUGUUCCACACCUGGGGUCCUCCAGGUGAGUGAAUGAGCAGAGAUCCUCAUGUGUGCAUAAAAAUACAGUUGUGCAUAAGAAUCUUUGGCUCCAACCGCUUCCAGACACUCACACAGGACCUUCACCACCUUCACUGGUUCCGAUUUGAAAGAGAUAUAGAGCUGGGUAUCAUCCGCAUACUGGUGAGCACCCAGCCCAAACCCCCUGAUGAUCUCUCCCAGCGGCUUCAUGUAGAUGUUAAAAAGCAUGGGGGAGAGGACGGAACCCUGAGGCACCCCACAAGUGAGGGCCCAGGGAUCUGAACACUCAUCCCCCAACACCACUUUCUGGACAUGGCUCAGGAGGAAGGAGCGGAACCACUAUAUAACAGUGCCCCCAGCUCCCAGCUCCUCUAGAUGGUCCAGAAGGAUGUCAUGGUUGAUGGUAUCAAAGGCUGCUGAGAGAUCCAGCAGAACUAGGAAACAGCUUUCACCUUUGUCCCUAGCCCGCCAGAGAUCAUCGACCAGCAUAACCAAGAUGGUUUCAGUUGCAUGAUGAGGCCUGAAUCCUGAUUGGAAGGGAUCCAAAUGGUCCACAUCCUCCAGGCGUGCCUGGAGUUGUUCAGGAACUUGACUAGACAGGACUCUAGCACUCUCCCUCCCCGGCCUUGCUCCCAUGGUGUAGUCUACCUCUUUCCAAAUCUGAGCGACUUUAUCUGCAAAAAAGCCUUUGCAAAAUCGUUUCAGGAGAUCUUGGGGUCUUUAUCAGGGCCCGAUGACAAAGGUGGUUCUGUUAAAUUAUGAACCACCUGAAAGAGUCUCCUUCUGCUAUUUUCUGCAGAUGCAAUAGAGGCAGUGAAGAAAGUCCUCUUCGCCAUCGCCACUUGGUAGGCUCAACACUGACCUCUAACCCAUGUGUGGUCUGAUUCAAAAUGAGGUUUCUGCCACCAGCACUCUAGCUGUCUCAGUGAUUGUUUCAUCGCCCUCAGCUCCGGGGAGAACCACGGGGCUGUCUGGGCUUCAGGCAGUCAGAGAGGGCACUUCAGAACCAGACAGUCGUUAGCCCUGGCUCAGCCACUCGCUGGACAACAGCAGCAGCAACAGCAGCAAUCCUUAAGAGCCCUACAGGCCCCGCCCCAAGCCAGCUGGAAAGAGGCCAGGCAGGGCCUUUCAGGGUCUUCUCAGGCAGUCCUCCUGAGAUAAAGAGGCUCAGCCAAUCGCUGCCAUAGCUUUUCUGCCGUCAUCAAAUACAUUUCAAUAGAGACUGUUCAUUUCAUUUGUAAAAGUACUGUUUCAACAUACUCUUCUGACUGAUUUUUUUGUUUUCUUUUGAAUUGUCCAGAGCACACAGACUUACAUUAUUACAAUAAAAAAGAAGAUAUACACAAUUCACCUGCAGCAACAGUAAGUGACCCCCUAGUCUUAACCCUUUGGCUUCUGGGUGUGGGAUGUAAAGUUGCAGCCAAGUGCAACAUUCUGACAGAGGAUGAACGGCCUCUAUGUUCUAACUGGUUGCUGUGACAACCAGUUUGUUGGUUGCUGGUAGUUUUGAAAGAUAACUACUCAGUUGCAGUCUCUUCAGGACCAACUUCCCUCUGGUAUAGUUUAUGUGCUUGUUAUGUAACCUAAGCCUGCCUUCAGGUCCAGUUCUGUAAACCUGAAUGAAUCUAAGAGUAAAAUAGUGUUAUUUUUAACCAGGAAGGCAUCUUUAUUAGUAGAACUCAGAUGAGCCAGCAACAAGCUGAUCGCUGCAUAAACUUAUAAAGGGGAUUCUUUAACUCUGCUAAAGUAAACCUUCCCACAAUGUGGAGGCUGUAGCUCAGUGGCAGAGCAUGUGCCAGCAUGGAGAAGGUUCCAAGUUCAAUCUCCAGUGUCUCUAGGCAGAGACCCCAUCUGAAACCCUGGAGAACCAUGGUUUGUCUUAGCAUGACACGUGACCCAGGCCACUUACUAAUCUGCUCCUGAUUUUGAUUUCAGGCGUCCAUAAUGGCUAGCUCCAGAAGGUGAUCAGAUUGGGCCACUACUACCUCGACAGGGCCACUGGUCUUAUUUUGCUCAGAACUGUCCAGAAGGUCAGAGGCAGUAUGAGAAUUCUCAGUUUAUGCCUGCUCUAGACAAAAGCGCCCCACAAAAGAUUUGUUUAUUUCUUAGGAAGCAUCUUACUCAAACUGUUCAGCAGCAAGUUCCCGGAAUGGCUUACAAGGGAUCAAAGAAGCCCAGUAGUAAUAGUAGUAGUAGUAGUAGUAGUAGUAGUAGUAGUAACACAAUAAAAAAUGACAACACAUACAUAACAAUGGAACUUCCCAAGAAAACAGCAUGGUGGGGAAAAUUCCAGCAGUGAUUAAAAAUGGAUGAAUCUAAAAGGCACUGAAAGGAAAAGAGAGAUGAUAUGCGACAAGCCAUCUUAGGGAGGGGUACUGAUAAGGCUGCAGUCGCCACAAGGCAGUAAGGGGUACUGAGAGAAAGGCCCAAAGUUCAUGUGAGAUUCUGCCCUCCCCCCAAAUUCUGGAGCCAGCCUGGAUUAUAAUGUAUACGGUUAUUCCUAUUUCUGUCUUCCAAAAUGUCAUUCCACAAUUCCAACAUACUGUUAUGUUUUAGUGUGACCUGGAAACAGAAGUCAGCAGAGGACUAUAUGGACACCAACUACUUUGAUUCUUUCUUUUUCCUUAAAAAUAAUAAUACGUGUUUUAUUGGUUUCGUAUAAAACAAAUAUAAUAAUAGCAAUAAAGAAAUAACACUCAGACUACAUUGCUUAUUAAUUGCCAAGGACAUCAAAAGUAAAUAAAAUAUUUAGUUCAACACCCCCUAUGGUGUCUCUUGAGAACAACCCUUGGAUUUCCAUUCAAUCCAGUGGGAAGAAAAGCAAACCACUGCAAAGGGAGACAACAUUGUGGUCAGAACAACCUUCCCUCCAUUCCCUGACACUGUGUAAUCACAGAAUCAUGGAAUUGUUGAGUUGGAUGGGACUCUUGGGUCAUCUAGUCCAACCCCCUGCAGUGCAGGGAUCUCAGCUAAAGCAUCCACGACAGAGGGCCAUUCACCCUCUGCUUAGAAACCCCCAAUAAGAGAGAGCCCACAACCUUCCAAGGUGAUCUGGGCCUCACUUAUGGGAAGCACUGCAGUAAAGAGCUCGGCCUCCAUCAUUGUGAUCGGCAGUUUGCUACUAGUAUUUAUGAAUGCUGUACCUCUCCACUUAGCACUGCCAGCAUAUUUCAGAAGCAUCCCCUGUUUCUGUUCCUUAGCUUGCUAGCUGACAAAGUGCAGCGUUCUAGGGGAUCUUCAUUAGUUACCUCUUCAACCCAACCCUAUGAGACUUUUCCCAGAGGGCAGUCAGUGAUUCUUUUUGCAGUGCCAACGUAAAUAUCACUUUGUUGUUUUCUUCACAGAACAUUUUUGCCCAAUGACUUUUGGGUUUAUACGUACAACCGAGGAGGCUUUGUUAAUCCCAGUUCCCCACAUAUUCAGGUAAAGGUUCUUAAUUGCGUUUGGAUGUCAUUUCAGACAUUUAUUGAUUGAUUUUAAGUGUUUGUACACCACUUGUCAGAUAUAUCACCUCCCUGUACAGCAUUUUGAGGCAAUACAAUAUUGUUAUGGGUGUGUGGGGUACCAUGACUCUACUAAAUUCCUGCAUGCAAGAUUCUGCCCCACCCCCAAAAAAGCAGUGUAAAAAGCAGUGUAAAUGACGUUUCUGUGCGCUCUGGCUUCCAUCACGAUGUUUCUGUUGUGCCAGUAGCAGUUUAGUCAUGCUGGCCACAUGACCCAGAAAGUUGUCUGCAGACAAACGCCGGCUCCCUCAGCCUGAAGCAAGCUGAGCGCCACAUCCCAUAGUCUCCAUCCAGGGGUCCUUUACCUUUACCUAGAGGGCCGCAAUAUGAGAAUGGCUGGGGUGGCUCCCUGCUUAUGGAAUGCUCUCCCAGGAAGGCUCAUCUGGCUCAUCUUGUUACAUAUCUCUGGGGGCCAGGCAAGAACAUAUUCCUCUUCUCCCAGGCCUUUGGCUGAUUAAACAAUCUAUGGCCUUUUAAACAGUGGGUGGUAGUUUUUGUUUUUGCUUGUUACUACAAUAAUCUAUUUUUGUAUUUUUACAUUGAAAACUGCCCUGUGAUCCUCAGAUGGAGUGCACACAUUUGAUAGAUAAUAGUAAUUCCCAUGAACAGCACAAAUAACUGUGGCUAGGCUCUAUCUUUCUAAGACAAGCUAUCAUUGGCACAUCGACUUGAAUGGAUAGAAGAUGGUUAGAAGCACAAUUCUGGGGGAAUUGAAACUGUGCGGCAGGAGGGGGAGAGUUAAAAACUGCAUGUGCACCUAGUUGAUAGAGAAUUUCAAUUGUGUAAAUGCUGCGUCAAUUGCUUUUUUCUAAUUUUAAAAAACAACUUUAGGGUGAAUGCUUCUAUCAAGGAUACAUACAAGGGUUCCCAAACUCUGUUGCAAUACUCAGCACCUGUCAUGGGCUCAGGUAAGAGAUUUCAACAGCCUAAGUCAAUUAUCUGUCAAGCCUAGCAGCAACCUGUCGCUGGCAUAAUCCAGGCACCAGAUGUUACACAAAAGUACGUGCAGUAUAUGUCCUGUCUCUCCCAUCCCCAUCCUUGUGUUUCACACUCCUGACUUUCUUCAGUGGAAGUUUGCAGCAUCCCAGUAUAUUUGCUCUUCUCUGAGCAGUGGAAAGUUCCCAGGUGUGGUGCCUACCCAGGUUUGGUUUCCUUUGGAAGGAAAUCACUGGAGACUUAAUUUGUGUUUUGUAAUAUUUGAGCUUAUUUACAAACAUGCAGGUUGAGCGUAAGUGGAGGCCCUGCUUAAGCAUUCCAGUAGACAGCUAAAUACCCCUGUGCCUCAAUGAGGUAUCCGGAGGAGAUGGCCAGCAGCCUAAGAUCCUGUGCCCCCAAACACAGGGCUAGCAGACUCCAGGGAUUAGUCAGCAGCCCUUAUGCCAGCCGUUUCCUUCUCUAUACAUUCAUACCUCGGGUUGAAGUAGCUUCAGGUUGAGCAUUUUCCGGUUGCGCUCCGUGGCGACCCGGAAGUAACGGAGCACAUUACUUCCUGGUUUUGCCGCUCACGCAUGCGCAGACGCUCAAAAUGACACUGCGCAGAAGCAGCUAAUUGCGUCAAAGUGCAAGUAGAUAAAUAGGCACCACUCCGGCGGGAAGGUAAAUGGCGUUUCCGUGCACUGAUCUGGUUUGCCAGAAGCGGCAUAAUCAUGCUGGCCACAUGACCCAGAAGCUGUACACCGGCUCCCUCGGCCAAUAAAGCGAGAUGAGCACCGCAACCCCAGAGUCGUCCGCGACUGGACCUAAUGGUCAGGGGUCCCUUUACCUUUAAGCUCACUUUUCCUAUAGUCUCCUUGAACCUUGGCUAGUACUUGCUAUUUUUCCAGAGGGCUGUUGCAGUUUGAGAAUGUCAGCUAUGGAGUUGAGCAUUUGAAAGACUCGGCUAAUUUUGAGCACCUGAUUUAUCAGAUAAACAACAAAAACCUCCAGAGUCUACUUAGGAGAGAAGAUUUGCCAUCUACAGAAAGACAACUGGGGAGCGAGGGCAUGCCUUAUAAGUUGCUCUCAGAUAAUGCGGUAAGUGCUAAGAGGUUUCUUUCCUUCUUAGACUGGCCUCUAGGAGUGAUUACCAUCAAUAUUCAUUUUUUAUUUGGAGUCCUCCCUGAGAACUUGGGUUAGUAGGCUUACAAUACAGAUGCAAUGCAAUAAAUAGACAAUAGCUACUAGGGUGGAAAAAGGUGUAUUUUCCUUUGUAUGCUCAUUGCAUAACUUACCUGCACUGGAUGUCUGUGAUGUACCUGUACACAUGAUAUGGAAAAUAAAUUUUUUAAAAAGAAAAUAAAAAGGCAGUGGCAUAGCAUUGGUUUCUGGCGUCCGGGGUGUGUGUGUGCAUGUGCCAGGUGGGGGGAGGGUGCACGCGCACUGGGCGGAGGGAUGCCAGCCCAGCCCUCAGUGCUGAUGCCGCCAGAACGAUUCCAUCCCCAACAGAGCAGAGUGGGGCCAUCCUGAGCCACCUGCCUGUGUUUCUCACCCAAGGCCCUUCUCUGAGGCUAGUGCAGGUGGUGGCAACCUGAAAAUGGGACUUUUCACAGGUGACUCCCCAGUUGUGGAAUGCUGUCUUCAGGGAGGUACACAUGUCACCACCAUUUUCAACUUUUAGGUGCCAGGGGGAAAUGUUCCUGUUCACCUAAGCAUUUGAUCCCUAAUUGGGGUCAUAUUGUAUAGCCGAUUGUGGUGUUCAUCUCUUAGUACUGUGGCAUAGGAUUUAUCCUUUCUAUAGUAUUGCAGAAUGAACACUUCCAGUUUAUUUUUCUUUUUGAUAUUUGUUUUAAACAUCUGUACUUGUAUCCUUUUUAAGACACCUUAAGACAUUUUAUCUAGUAAAUGGUGAAUAAAUGUAAGAAAUAAUAAUACCAUCAGGUUGACUUGAUGGCCUCUUGCUUGACUCUCAUCUUCAUGUCGUGACCAAUACCUGCUUGCCUCCAAACAUCAAACUCUAAUGCUAAACCGUAUCAAAACACCUUUCUGGGCACAGCUGUGCAUAUUUUCCGAAUGCUGCUUUGGAUUUUUUAAACAUUAACCACACUCCUCUGCUGAAACCCUUAGACAGCAAUGGGACUUGAGUGCAUUGGUGCCUAUUCUGGAGAGAUUUUCUGUAGAUGAAUAAAUUGGGAAAGUGAGAGCCACUGUUAGGUGAACUGGACAAAUGCACCACUUUUGAAGUGAUUUUUUUCAGUGGGGCAGAUUGAUGCAGGCUUUGUUCUAGUAAUCUGCUGCUAACGUUAACCCAUUUUGCAUUAUAAAAUCUCCAGGGACCAAAAUACAAGAAAUAUUACUAAAUGUGAUUUAUUUUGUCUUUCCUCAGCCACUGUCAGAUGUCACUAAAGUACACAGAUACAUAGAAAUAUAUAUCGUUUUGGAUAAGGGUUUGGUAAGUUAUUGACCACGAGAAAUACAUCUUCUUGGAAUGCUAACAAGGGCUAUUCAUUGAACCAGCAUGGUGUUGUGCAGAGGUUUUCAACCUUUUUGAGUCCAUGCUCCCUUGACCAACUACCGUAUUUUUCGCUCUGUAAGAUGCACCAGACCACAAGACGCACCUAGUUUUUGGAGGAGGAAAAUAAGAAAAAAAAUAUUCUGAAUCUCAGAAGCCAGAACAGCAAGAGGGAUCACUGCGCAGUGAAAGCAGCAAUCCCUCUUGCUGUUCUGACUUCUGUGACAGCUGUGCAGCCUGCAUUCGCUCCAUAAGACGCAUACACAUUUCCCCUUACUUUUUAGGAGGGAAAAAGUGAGUCUUAUAGAGCAAAAAAUACGGUACAUUCUUUCUGCGGCUGCCCUGUGGGGAAACACACUCCAAGCCUCAGAAGCCAAGUUAUGUCACCCCUUGCCUACAGCCUCUCACCCCUUUUCAAACACCCUCCCUUGUGGAGUAUUCCCUCAGCCUCCUCUUCUUGGGAGUCCUCCAGGCAGCUGCCGCCACUGCCUCUAGUCUCUGAACCACCCCAAAGAGGCCCUGGGAAGAGGAUGCCCCCAGCCUUAGCGACCCAAUGGACAUUGGCCAAAGGUGAACAUGAGGCCAGCACCAUACUCACCUUGGGAGGCUGCCGUGGGUGGCGCCAGGCCUGCAGGGCGGAAAGGCUCCCUUUGGCACUGGGCACUCAGCUCCCAGGAAGGCAUUGCACACAGCAAGCACAAGAAAGGCCAGCAUGCACCUGCCUGCCUGGCUUCCUACUUAUUCAUCCACUCUCAACAGUAAGGGCUGGUCGAUUGGCUGGCUGGGCUCCUUCACCCACUUGCUUGCUUACUCCGAGGCCACCUCAGCUCCUGGCAACCAGCAUCCCCUGGCCAGCCUCAGAGGCACCAUUCACCUGCGGAGCUUGUAGCCAGGGUUGCUGCAGCAAACAACUCCUCCUUUGGGAGGCAGAGACGCAAGAGGGCAUCAGAGGAGGGAGGGAAGGAAAGAGGGACAGAGGCCAGUGUUGCCUUCGGCGCCCCUGGCCAUCUUUUAGGCAUCCCAGGGUGCCAUGGCACAUGGGUUGGAAACCGCUGGUGUAGUGGACAGAGUGUUGGUCUUAGAUGGUGAAAUUUGGCAUAUAGGGUCAACUUGGCCUAGCCAUUUUCUCUCAGUCUAAUCUAGUUUGCAGGGCUACUACUGAGUAUAAAAUGAGAUAACACUGUAUACUCACUUAGCAUAUUAGGAGUAGACUGCAAUUCAAGCAUGACAUGAGGUUGUUGAGGACCCUGAAGACCAUCUCACCCUGCUAAGGUUGUUUGAUUCACUGCUAUCCUACAGACACACAUGCACUGAAAGGCGAGCUCUAAGUGCAUUCAAAGCACUUCACAUCUCCUUUCCAUAUAUGGCGGCCCAACAUUUGGUUCAGGUCUCAGACCAAGUUGCAUAUGACCCAGUGUUCUGUUGCCAACACUGGCAGUCUGCCAUAACUAUUGUCUAUUUUAUUGUUUAUUUUUGCUAUGAUGCAUGCAACUGUUUUUCUCUCCAGUACAACUUUUUGGGUGGAAGCAAAGAAAUUGUAACCGACAGCAUAGCACAGCUUAUUGGUUUUGUCAACAGUGUAAGUGACUGCCAUGUUUUGUUUUUCUUUUGUACUAACAAGAUCCACUUGAAUGUUUUCACUUGGCUCUCACUCUUAACAGCCUUGUCUUGCAAGCAUCUGCUCUGGCAAAGUAAUUGCAUAGCAUUGGAUGAUAGGAAUACUGUACAUGCACACUCAUGAGCUCAUGGCUUGUUCUCUUAUUUAAGGUUACCAAAUGUCCCCGUUUCCCGGGGACAGUCCCCGGAUUUACAAAACAGUCCCCUGACAAAUUCAAUCCAUUUAGUAGGAAGUUGAAAAGUGUCGCCGGAUUCAUUGAAAAAGAUAUGGUACCCUUAAUCCUAUUUCAACAUUACAAUGUUACAGUAAAUGUUCAUCUUGGAAAGAGAGCAUAUAAAUAAUGUAUGCAAAUAAAUAAAUGGCCAACACUGAUCAUUAUGUUCUGUUAUGUUAGACAAUUAGGUCUUGAUCCAGCUAAAUUAGUAUAGAGUACAUUCCAUUUAAAUCAAGACACCACUUAGCUGUGACUAACUGAAAUAGCAUGCAUGGUUUCAGUGGUACUGACCCUGCAACAGAAGUCAAGAUUGGCAUGUCUGACCCUUUUAGGACAUAAUGUUAAACCAUAGUUUAACACAGGGGUGUAUGGAGUGUUAGGGUAGUACCUCUAGUGGGGGUAGUUUGUCCACUUUGGUUGCCACCCUUCACUCACCUCUCACCCGUGGUUCCUAGAAGCUGUCAGCAUACAACAGUGGCCACACCCCAAGAACAGCUUUGGCUGGCUGGCUAAACCAGGUGAGGGUAGCUAAUGGUUCUCAACCCCAUGGUGAGUUAGGGACUUCCCCUGCAUGCAAAGCCAGGCUCCAGCAGAUUGAGCAUACAAGACUUAAGAGUGGGUCCAACAGUCAAGAAGGCGGCUUCUGCAUGUGUUGUAGAGGGAAGUGAGGGGCAGAUGGGGCUCAUCAACCUGGGAAGAAGGAAAACUCCAGUCCUAAACCUCUGCUGCCUUGUGGGAUAUCUUUGGGAGAAGAAAAGGCUAAGGAAUAAACCCUACACAAAUCCGGAGCAGAGUCCCUAAGGCAGUUGGAUGGCAUCUUAUACGCCUCCUUCGGGCAACACCUGCAGCCAAGCUGGUGCCAAAUGCCUUGCUCUGCUUUCCUUUGAACCACAUCAGUGAGGCCAAGAAGGGGAUCUUGUCGUCUGGGCAGCCCAGGACCUCCAGACGCACUGCCCAAGCUUGUGUUCCAGGGAGGUCAGUUCAGUGCUGCUAGCACAGCGGUUUGACAUCACCCCUGGAAGUGCACUCCAUUGUCUCGAGACAGAUGAUGCCAACACACGGUUUAGCGCAGAGGUCUUCCAGCAAUUCUCAGAUCACAGCUCACAUCUGUCCCAGCCAGCAUGGCCAAUGGUUUAAGAGAUUGGGAGUUCAACAAUGUCUGGAGGGCACCACACUGGCUACCCCUAACACUUCACACUAGUAGCAGUGAGGACGUGGGGGGCGCUGUGGGUUAAACCACUGAGCCUAGGGCUUGCCGAUCUGAAGGUCAGUGGUUCGAAUCCCCGCGACGGGGUGAGCUCCCGUUGCUCGGUCCCUGCUCCUGCCAACCUAGCAGUUCAAAAGCACGUCAAAGUGCAAGUAGAUAAAUAGGUACUGCUCUGGCAGGAAGGUAAACGGCGUUUCUGUGCGCUGCUGUGGUUCACCAGAAGCAGCUUAGUCAUGCUGGCCACAUGACCUGGAAGCUGUACGCCUACUCCCUUGGCCAAUAAAGCAAGAUGAGCACCGCAACCCCAGAGUCGUCUGCGACUGGACCUAAUGGUCAGGGGUACCUUUACCCUUUACCUUCAGUAACAGUGAACCUUGGGUUCACACACUCCUUAUUCCCCUCCGCUCUUCUGGCACAGCCAUGAGAAGGACAUCAGAAGCUACUUGCUUCCCAUUUAAAACUAACUAGAGUUUCUUUUAUGUCUGAACUGGGACCAGGGUGAGGUAGGGUGGAGGAACUCUGUUUAGUUAAAAGUACAGUUUGUUGAAACAAACCAGGAUCAAACUUUGGUGUGGGAUCUUGACUUGUUAACAAACCAUAGUUCAAACUAACCAACCUCCGCAGUUCAGAAGUCUCUGGUUAGUUUAAAACCGUAAGUGGACACGCUAAAAGAGGAAUGGGGAGGGGACAGUAUUUGAGCUCAAGGAUCUAUAUGUGCAUGCAGUCUGAAAGUCUCAUUCUCAUUCUCAAACCUUUACUGAGUGGCUGCCGAGACCAUAUAGCACCAGUCCUGAAAGACCUACAUUGGCUCCCAGUACGUUUCUGAGCACAAUUCAAAGUGUUGGUGCUGACCUUUAAAGCCCUAAACAGCCUUGGCCCAGUAUACCUGAAGGAGCGUCUCCACCCCCAUCGUUCAGCCCAGACACUGAGGUCCGCCGCUGAGGGCCUUCUGGCGGUUCCCUCACUGUGAGAAAUGAAGUUACAGGGAACCAGGCAGAGGGCCUUCUCAGUAGUGGCACCCACCCUGUGGAAUGCCCUCCCAUCAGAUGCCAAGGAAAUAAACAACUAUCUGACUUUUAGAAGACAUCUGAAGGCAGCCCUGUUUCGGGAAGUUUUUAAUGUUUGAAGUUUUAUUCUGUUUUUAAUGUUCUGUUGAAAGCCGCCCUGAGUGGCUGGGGAAACCCAGCCAGAUGGGCGGGGUAGAAAUAAUAAUAAUAGGCGUAUGUACAAGAUUCCAGUAGGGUUCAGUACAAAAAAAUAAAUAGAUCACUCAUCAGAAACCUGCAUCUAACACUUACGUUACGUGUAGUAUAACAUUCAUGAAUCCUCAUUUCAUGUUGCCGAAACCUGGCUACUAUCUCCACCUUAUCCCUCCCCCCCCCCCCAAUCCUGAAGGCUUACAUUUGUCUGAAUGGCCACUCCCUACUAACAACCUACAGAUUAAUAAGAUUAGAUUGAAUUGUCUGAAACCAGGAUGUGGGUGACUGAUUCUAUUUGUCACAGCAGUCACCACUCGCUGCCCACCAUCGUCAUGCACCCGGACAGUGUGUGUGUCGCAAUGUGUGCACUGUGGUGCCCCUCCCCCAGCUGUCUGGAGGCUGCCUCCCUGAGGCCACCCCCUCAUUUGCCUCAUGGGCACACCAGCCCUGAGCCCCUGGCUUCUUGCACGUGUAAUGGCAAACUGGUGAGCCCUGGCACAAAUUAGGAUCACCCAAAUCUUUAUGAUGAAUUCGUCAAAAAUUAAGUUGGAACCGCCGAACAUGUAUUUUGCUCUGCCUUUAUUUGAGCUUGCAUUCUUUCCAUCUUUUCAGAUGUUUUCUAGCCUUAAUAUUACAGUAGUUCUAUCUUCUUUGGAGUUCUGGACGGACCACAAUAAAAUCUCAACAGCAGGAGAGCCCGAUGUGUUACUACGAAAAUUUCUACGUUGGAAAAAUUCAUAUCUUGUUCUACGGCCUCAUGAUCUGGCGCUUUUGUUAGUGUAAGGAGAUAUAUUUCUCAUUUAAAGCACUCUAAUAUUGCUAUAGCAUGCAUACUCAUCUACACUGAGAGAUAGUGACUCACUAACAUAGGCGCUUUCUGCCUGGGGCUCUGGGUGCCCAAGCACUCACAAGAUUUCACCUAUAGAGGCUGGGCACCCACAAAAAGCAGUGCCAGGCGCGUGGCCACCACGCCCCGUGGAAGAGAGAGUGCGGAGUUUGGGCGGAGGGUGGAAGAAAGAGUGGAGUUCGGGUGGGAGGGGUCCAGUCGCCCCACUGCUGGAGCUCAUGCCCUGCACUACGACGUCAUGAUGUGGGGCGUGCUGGGCACCCACAGUGUGAGGCCCGAGUCAGUGUUGUUGUUCUCUAACAUUUCAGAGAGGCGUCUUUCUGGUGGGGAUUGAGCCUGGAACCUUUUGCAUGGAAAGCAGGCAUUCCACCCUUUACUGAAAUACUUAUUAUAGAACAUUGUGCCCUUCAACGAUAGAGUAGGUAGCAAAUAUAAAUAACAUAGCCUUCCAUUAAAAUGCAGCGCUGUGCAAACUAGGUACAGACAGAUCAGUUUUAGUCCACUUCAUAUAGCCGUUUUGCAUGUGCUCACAUUUUAUAUUUGUUGUUUGCACAUUCCAUGUGCAGAAGUCCCCCCACCACUGAAAAAUCAUCCCAAAUGUAGUAGUUUUUUUAAAAAAAAACAAUUACAUGGUGGUCUGAGGGAUGACUCGACAUGUUUUCUUUUGUUUAACAACUCAAGCAGCUGGAAAAUGAUAACUAUGUUCUCCCUCCACUGUCAGUGGUAGAAUGCCUCUGAAUACACUUGGUGGGACUCACAAGUGAGAAGAGUGCUCUUGCGUUGAGAUCCUGCUUGGCCUUUGGCCUGAUCCAGCAGCCAGGCCGCAUGUUGAAAAGGGGGCUGCAAAAGCAUCUGGGAGUGUUAUGGUGUAUUGGCUCUCUAAUGGGCUUCAGAUGGGAAAAGCUGGUGGCUGCCCUGAUGGCUGAUGAGGGGGGUAACCUUUUUACUGUACUAAUUUCCUACAACGGCUGUCAUGUCACCAUGCCUUGUUGCUGCCCCAUUCCCUGCUUUGUGUGGCUAACACCUGUUUCACAAAGGAAACUGUGUUAAUGUCAGCCCUCAGACCAGUUAGUGGAAAUCCUGCCCACUUUCCUAGGAGCAUGCCCUGUUGAGCUUAAUGGGACCUACUGCUGGGCUUGGGGUUGUGCUAUUGGGAUCAAAGGAUUUUCAGCCUUUUUGUGCAGUUAUUGAAAAAUAUAGCAUUGCAAGAGCACCAGCAGCUGGCCAUAGAAAGUGAACCGACCUUUCCGUAGGUAAAGCUAAAAUAAAAAGUGCCUAUGAUCAGUCACUGUGUUGUAGAUAGCAUACCAGAGUUAAACCAGAGAGACCUAUUUCCAGAUUCCUCUUCGGCCAUGAAGCUCACUGAAUAAUCUUGGUCCAUCAUUCUGUACAGUGGUACCUCGGGUUAAGUACUUAAUUUGUUCUGGAGGUCCGUUCUUAACCUGAAACUGUUCUUAACCUGAAGCACCACUUUAGCUAAUGGGGCCUCCCGCUGCCACCGCGCCGCUGCUGCGCGAUUUCUGUUCUCAUCCUGAAGCAAAGUUCUUAACCCGAGGUACUAUUUCUGGUCCUGGAGGAGACUCUUGAGAGUCCCAUGGACUGCAAGAAGAUCAAACCGAUCCAUUCUUAAGGAAAUCAGGCCUGAGUGCUCACUGGAAGGACAGAUCUUGAAGAUGAGACUCCAAUACUUUGGCCACCUCAUGAGAAGAGAAGACUCCCUGGAAAAGACCCUGAUGUUGGGAAAGAUGGAGGGCACAAGGAGAAGGGGAUGACAGAGUACGAGAUGGUGGGACAGUGUUCUCGAAGCUACCAGCAUGAGUUUGACCAAACUGCGGGAGGCAGUGGAAGACAGGAGUGCCUGGCGUGCUCUGGUCCAGGGGGUCACAAAGAGUCGGACACGGCUAAACGACUAAACAACAACAACAACAAUUUCUGGGUUAGCGGAGUCUGUAACCUGAAGCGUAUGUAACCUGAAGCAUACGUAACCCGAGGUACCACUGUAUUUGUUUAUCAAGGAAUAAAUCCAGCAUUGCACUGUUACAAAUGUUAUGUCAGUGCAAGCAUCCCCCCUCCCCCCUCUAUGCUGUUCUUGGAGUACUCAGGACCCUGCCCCCAGUCAAUUAGAGGGCAUGGGGGAGAGGGGAGAAAGUCCCAUUGUGCUAGUUCAAGUCUUUGCACAAGUUUGGACCAGUUACUGUAUUUUUUGCUCUAUAAGACGCACCCGACCAUAGGACGCAACUUGUUUUAGAGGGGGAGAACAAGGGGGGAAAAAUCUCCCCCUCUCUGUGCAGCGCCCCUUCAGCGAAGCGGCAGGAGAAACGGAGCCCCUUCCAUUUCUCCUCCCGCUUAGCUGAAGGGGCGCUAUGCCUUAGCUGAAGGGGCACCUACCCUUCAGCGAAAGGAACCCGAAGCCUCCAGAGCGCGGCAGGAGCUCCCGCUGCACUCCGGAGGCUUCAGGCGGCUAUCUUUGAAGCCCGGAGAGUGAGAGGCUUCAGCAGAAGGCAACCCGAAGGCGAAAGGAACCCGAGGCUAUCUGGAGAGUGAGAGGGUCGGUGCGCACCAACCCCUCUCGCUCUCCAGAUAGCCGCCUGAAGCCUCUGGAGUGCGGUGGGAGCUCCCGUCGCGCUCUGAAGGCUUCAGGUGGCUAUCUUUUAAGCCUGGAGAGCGAGAGGGGUCGGUGCGCACUGACUCCUCUCACUCUCCAGGCUUCAGCAAAAGCAACGCGAAGCCAAGGAGCGUGGUGGGAGUGCUCCCACCGCGCUUUGGAGGCUUCACGUUGCUAUCGCUGAAGCCAAGGAGCCUGCAUUUGCUCCAUAAGAUGCACACACAUUUCCCCUUAAUUUUUGGAGGGGAAAACAUGCGUCUUAUAGAGCGAAAAAUACGGUAGUUGAAUCCAGCACAGUAUUUAUUUCGUGCCCUUCCUCACAAAGCAUUAUGUCACAGAGUUGCCUGAGUUCCUUGGAUGAAGAUGUGAUGAAAAAUGUCUACAUAUCAAAUAAUAGUUGUGCCACGUUAAAUGCUCUUGAUGUGGGGCAGCAUAAGGAAGAGAAAUCAACUGCAUCUUUGGACAGCUGUAGGAUGUUAUGUUCACAUUAUCGAUGGAUCCAAGGAAAAGCCAAUUUAAGACAACUAAGAGAAAACACCAGCCGAAGGGUAUGUGAGAGACAGAGACUUUGCCAACCUGGUGCCCUCUAGAUGUUUUGGAUUACAGUUUCUGUCAUAUCCAGCAAUCUGUUGGCUGUGGCUGAUGAGAGUUGUAAUCCCAAACAACUGGACAGCACCAAGUUGGCAAAGCACCUGUCAUAGAUGCAAGACAGAAACUGCACAAGAAAAUGGUGUCCUUCUCUUGCAUGGGAAAGCAUAGAAGCACAGCUCAGGGGCCCCUGCCAGGAAAAGUUUCCCUUCUACUGAAAGAUUCCAGCAGAUGUUAGAGCUAAAUAGCAGAUUGCUCACCUGGGAUUGUGGGCAAAUGAUGGUGGAAGAGACCAGUUGUGGUAACAAGACCUGGGAAAGCUACUGUGUAUGUAAUGUUCUCCACAGUUUCUUGAUUAUGUGAAGACUUUGCCAUUUCUUUUGAAGACACAAUCCCUUUAGCUACUCCACCAUCUACUUUUGUGUUUUAGUUACAGGGAGAAACCUAAUUAUAUAGGAGCAGGAUUUAUGGGGAAGCUGUGCCUCCGGAAUUUUGAUGCAGGAGUUGCUCUGGUACAGUAUCACUGAACUUUCUUGGCUAAAGUGUAUAUGUUGCCUGUCUUGGAUUUAGGUAUUGCAGGGGUGGGUAACCUGUGACCCUUCAGAAACCUGCAGACACACCCUUAGGGUAUGAACAGGGAUGCCUUUUCAACUUCCCUGUCUUUAGAGCAAAGCACAAUAUGAUCUUAGGUUCUACAAAAUGAACUUAAAUACGGUGGUACCUCGGGUUAAGAACUUAAUUCAUUCUGGAGGUCUGUUCAUAACCUAAAACUGUUCUUAACCUGAAGUACCACUUUAGCUAAUGGGGCCUCCUGCUGCCACCGCGCCACUGCUGCACGAUUUCUGUUCUCAUCCUGAAGCAAAGUUCUUAACCCGAGGUACUAAUUCUGGGUUAGCAGAGUCUGUAACCUGAAGCGUCUGUAACCUGAGGUACCACUGUACUAAGAUGUUCCUAAAAUACGUUCCUAAGAGACUUGUUUGCAUUUAGUCACCCAUAAUGGAGUGGAAUAAUCUGGUUCCUGAUUCCAGUUUUCCCUCUUCCUUCUAGUAUCAGAAGUCGAUGAGCAAAGAGCCAUUCUCCGUCAUUCUGGCCCAAUUGCUGGGCCUUAACCUGGGGAUGGAAUAUGACAACGGCAAAGAGUGCAAGUGCCCAGGAGGUUUUGUCUGCAUAAUGAACACGGAAGCAGUGUACGUACUAUGACUAUUGCACUGAGCAGCUCAUAGGUAGUCCUAUGGUGUUAGGACUGGACAUAAGCCUCUGCUUGCACUUUUGAUAGUGGAAGGCAGCAGAGCUCAUCUCCUGUAGCCUUUUUAGACUUUACCAAUUGGUUGGGUGAGCGUUGCUCCCGGACGGGAGGAAGGAAGUCAAAUGACACCAAGGUUCGGUUCAGAGAAAGAGUUUAUUCUGCUCUCCAGAUAGCAGAAGGCACUGCGUGAAUCGGUUCACAGCAAGCACAAAAGCAAGAGAAAUUGCAUACAGUAUAUAUAUCUUCCAGGCAUUCUCUCCCCCCUUCCCCAGGAAUCCAGACACGUAAGCUUAUACACGUAAGUUGACAUCACAGAUGUUCCUGCUCCUGUACUCUUAACCAUAAAAGGGUGUUCCUGUUCCUGUGCUCUUGACCAUAAAAGGGUGUUUCUGUUCCUGUACUCCUUAUUUUGGGGUAAGAAGGUCACCAACUCUAAGAGCACUCCUGGCACCAUUCCUGGGGGGCUGACAAGGUCUGUGCAUCAUUGUGGUCAGGAUGUAAGAUAAGACCCAGAUGUGUCAUCCCUGCUCCACUUUGGAACUGGCAAGGCCAUUCAUUAGGCGUCACGGACUGAUAAAGGAGAGAGCUUUUGUUUAUACAGCUGUGUUCUUGUUAUGCAUUUGCUCAAGUGCUCAAGUUAAUGGUUUUUAGCUAAUGCACCCUUGGAGAAGGAAAAAUGAAGAUUUGGGGGCCCGUUUCAGACUGCCUGCACAGUCAGAUUUUAGAGUUUGGAAACGCAUUCCUUCACUCCUAUCUCAGCACUGUACUGAGAUUAGAGAUAACAGAAAUGGUGGCUACUCUUCUGCAGUUUACCAUCAAAGACCAGGCACAGGCUUAUCUCCUGUGGUUCGUCAACAAUAACAACAACAUUUAUUUAUAUGCUGCCCAUCUGACGGGGUUGCCCCAGUCACUCUGGGCACCUCCCAACAAAAAAUAGUAAAAGCACAAUACAACACCACACACUAAAAACUUCCCCUCAACUUCAGGGACAAAUUCAGAGGCCAGGAAAGCCUAAUUAUGCCUGUGGGUCUGAUGUUCCCCACUUCUGCCAUAAGGGGUGAAGUUCUGCUAUAAAAAGGUAAAGGUACCCCUGCCCGUACGGGCCAGUCUUGACAGACUCUAGGGUUGUGCGCUCAUCUCACUCUAGAGGCCGGGAGCCAGCGCUGUCCGGAGACACUUCCGGGUCACGUGGCCAGCGUGACAAGCUGCAUCUGGCGAGCCAGCGCAGCACACGGAAACGCCGUUUACCUUCCCGCUAGUAAGCGGUCCCUAUUUAUCUACUUGCACCCGGGGGUGCUUUCGAACUGCUAGGUUGGCAGGCGCUGGGACCGAGCAACGGGAGCGCACCCCGCCGCGGGGAUUCGAACCGCUGACCUUUCGAUCAGCAAGUCCUAGGCGCUGAGGCUUGUGCAUUAGCAAACUUUGAAGAGCCAAAAAUCUUCCACUGCUAUUUGGUAUCUGCUGUUACCAUUUUGUACCAAAUGUAACUGGAAAAAAUCCAGUACAGUGGUACCUCGGGUUAAGUACUUAAUUCGUUCCGGAGGUCUGUUCUUAACCUGAAACUGUUCUUAACCUGAAGCACCACUUCAGCUAAUGGGGGCCUCCCGCUGCCGCCAUGCCGCUGCCACACGAUUUCUGUUCUCAUCCUGAAGCAAAGCUCUUAACCCGAGGUACUAUUUCUGGGUUAGCGGAGUCUGUAACCUGAAGCGUAUGUAACCCAAGGUACCACUGAAAGUAGAAAGUGUAAAGCUUGUUUAAUACUGGAGACCUAUGCUAUUUCUCCCCUCAAGAUAAUUGGAGGUGGUUUUAAAGAGGGAUCAUGCUGUGUUCACUCAUUUCUCCUUUUGCCUCUAGACAGCAAGUUCUUUCAGGUCUUUUCUUUCAAUAAUUGCAAAACACCCACAACUUAUAUUUUAAAUACAUGGCUUCCCUCCAAGAAUCAUGGAAACUAUACUUAGUGGUUGUGAAGUGUAGCUCUGUGAGAGGUAUACUACAAUUCCCAGAUUAAUUGGGGGAAGUCAUGUGCUUUAAAUCUAUGGUGUGGAUGUUGACCAGCUGAAAGUAGGACAAAAUAAAUGCUCAUUUUUAAAAACUGGAUCUUACCUUUCAUUGUUUUAUAGUGAUUCAGUAUGAUGCCUCGGAGCCGUGUCUGCAACUAUGCAGACUGUAACAAAACUUCUUGAAAACUUCAUAAAAAUGUUAAAAGGUUUUUAUUUGUUUGUUUUUUGGUGGAAAAAAAUGUUGCUCAGGUCACCUUUCAGGUUUCAGAGACUGGCCUGGCCUCCUGCUGCGCUCGGCAGCCCUCCAUUCAGCAUGCAUAAGAAGGAAGGGGCUCUUGUUUUUAUUUUUUUAUUUAAAAUGUGUUGAGUCUGUAUGCGCGCUUGCCAUGUAAUAAUAUCAGAUUCAUCUUAACUAUGUUUCAGACUUUCAAGUGGAAUUAAAGCUUUUAGCAGCUGCAGCAUUGAAGACUUCCAAUAUUUCAUUAAAUUCAGAGGAGCCCACUGUCUCUCUAAUCGGCCUAAUUUAAAAUUGUUUUAUAAGAAGCGAAGUGCCAGAAGCAGAGCGCUUUGUGGGAAUGGUGUUCUGGAAGCUGGAGAGAAGUGUGACUGCGGCUCUGAAGAGGUCAGUACCUCCUAAAUGUUUUCUAGGUUUGUUCAUUUGAAUGUAUGUCCUGCCCUGUUCCAGGGGUUUUGGGUUGAUUAUUUAAAAUAAACAGAGAAGCAGACAUUUAGAAUAACUCCCACCUACCUCUGCCUGCCUUCCACUUUUGCUCUGGGAAGCCUCCAGGGCUGCUCAAACUCCCCUUUCGGAAAACUGGCAGUUGCGUGGCGAGUUCCCGCCUCCCCCCUCGGAAAUAAAGACACGAGACACCAGAAUUUUAGGUUAAUGGGUCAAAUUAGGCCACAACUUUAUUGAUUGCAGGAAUUGAGCGGUAUUGGUAUUGGCUUAGGCAUUGGUCCUAUUGACUAACCGGCUUCAGCCUGCUUGCUUGAAGACCGGCAAGGGUUAACCACCAGUAGGGGGAGUCCUGCUGAGGCACGUCAACUAGGAGCUCGGGGGCGUGCCAUAGGCCCACACCUCCAUAGGCUUAGGACAAGGCGACGCCCCCCGGAAUCCUUUACCAGACUACCCUUCGAUUUGGGGGGAAGGUGAUGGCGCUUCCUUUCCCCCCCUUUCAUCUCCAUAGCAAUACCCCUACCCAGUCAGCUGGAGCAAGGAAAGAGGGAGAUCCUCCACAGCGCCGGCCCUAAAUAGGGCGGGCCACGCCUCCCGGACCAGCCGAUUGGCUGGCCGGGGAGAUGACACGUCCAAGGAUUCCCCCAGUAUCGCGGGGGCUUUGAGCCAGCCCCCGCGUGCGUGGGGAGGCGCGUGAAGCCCGCAACCCCACCUCCUCUCCAGCUCGGAAGUGACUCUGCCUUAAACCAAGUGGCUCUCCAAGGUUUCAGGCAGUAUUCUCUCCCAGUCCUACCUGGACAUGAUGGGGAUUGAACCUGGGACCUUCUGCAUUCAAAGCUGAUGCUCUAGCACUGAGCUACAGUAAGGUUACCAGAUUUUUUUUUCAAUGAAUCUGGGGACACUUUUCAACUUCAGUAGGAACGAUAGGAUUUUGUCAGGGGACUGAUUUGUAAAUCCGGGGACUGUCCCUGGGAAACGGAGACAUCUGGUAACCUUAAGCUACGGCCCUUCUGGUUGUUUCUGCCUGCUCCUGAUGUGUUUAAAUUGGAAAAAUACUUGUCGCAUUCUCUUCUAACACAGCUUUUGAAAUUUAAAAACAUCAACAACAUGGUUAUCAAAUGAAAAGCUAUGUAGCAGUUAUUUGAAAAGCCAACCAAAGCCAACAGGAGACCAUAUGUGUGUGUGUGUGUGUGUGUGUGUGUGUGUGUAGACCAGUUUACUGUCAGGAAUUUAAAACUAACCCUAUAUCCAAACAACAGUACAAAAAGCUCAUUGGCUUAGAGCCAGGUUAGUUUAGGGACCCAUAUAUAUCUGCCUAGGAAUUAAAUUUACCUUCGGGAAUUGCCUCAUGGGAAUUGCUUUGUAUAUUAAAAAUAGUAUUAUAAUCAGGUUUAUUUGAGUAAAAUUUGAAGUCAACCUUUCCCUCUUGUCUUUUCCUGUCUUUGGAAAUUCCUCUGUGUUAAAAAGCAUAAUGUAGCAGAAAAGAUUUGGGCAGAUUCCAUGUAUAAACCUUUACUUGCAUUUAUUUAAUAAAAUUUACACUCUGCUUGAUUAUAAAACAACAACCCUCAAAGCGGCUUACAAAAAAAGCUUUGGAGUUUCAGCUUUUAUUUUCAUAUUUUUUUUUCACUGUCUAAACUCUUUACUGACCCCAAAUAAAAAGCUGUAUGAUUUUUGUUUUCAGGAAUGUAAGUACAGUAAAUGUUGUACUAGCUCAUGUACAUUUCUCCGUGGAGCAGUGUGCAGCAAUGAACUGUGCUGUGAAAAUUGUCAGGUAAGAUGCUAAAGUACUCUCUUCACUGCCUUGGCCACACAUUCACCUCACUUUGUUUGAAUCGACAUUACAACUUCCUCUGAAUUUUAUCUCCGCAACCUCUGUGUUGCAGCCAAUGCUCAUCCCACACAAAGCUGACCCAUCAAAGUUAAUGGACAUGGCGAGUUUAGUUUGAUUAAUUUCAGUGGGUCUACUGUGAGUAGAACUUAGUUGGUUACAACCAUUUGCAGCCUGAUGUAAGAUGCUAAUUAACACUGAACUGCAGUUAGAUCAAGGAAGAAUUUCCUUUAAAGAUGGAAUGCCAUUUUGAGGAUUUCCAUAUCUACAAUUACCGUAUUUUUCGCUCCAUAGGACGCACUUUUUCCCCUCCAAAAAUGAAGGGGAAAUGUGUGUGCGUCCUAUGGAGCGAAUGCAGGCUUUCGCUGAAGCCUGGAGAGCGAGAGGCAUCGGUGCGCACCGACCCUCUCGCUCUCCAGGCUUCAGGAAGCUAUCCGCAAGCCUUGCAAGCCCGGUGGGAGUUCCCGCGGGCUCACAAGGCUUGCAGGCAGCAGCCUGCAGCCCCGGCGAGUGUCCGCAAGCCUUGCGCGCCCAGCAGGAGGUCCCGCCGAGCGCGCGAGGCUUGGGGCAGCAGCCUGUCGCCCGAGCACGGGAGCCCUCCAGAGGGCUCCCGUGCUUUAGGCGAGUGUCUGCAAGCCUUGCGCGCCCGGCAGGAGGUCCCGCCGAGCGCGCGAGGCUUGGGGCGGCAGCCGGUCGCCCGAAGCACGGGGAGCCCUCCGGAGGGCUCCCCGUGCUUUAGGCGAGUGUCUGCAAGCCUCGCGCGCCCAGUGGGAGGUCCCGCCGAGCGCGCGAGGCUUGGGGGUAGCCUGCAGCCCGAAGCACGCGAGGCUUGGGGCGGCAGCCACGGCGGUGGGGGGGGGAAUAAUUUUUUUUAUUCAUUCCCCCCCCAAAAAAAACGAGGUGCGUCCUAUGGGCCGGUGCGCCCUAUAGAACGAAAAAUACGGUAAAUGCUGGUGUUGUUCAAGGGUAGGGAAAGAAUCUCGGGAUCUCAGCAACAAUGUAAGCACUGACACAGGUGAGUGUGAAGGUUUACCAGAGUUCUGCAGACCAUGUAGGAGAAAUCCAAAUCACAAAAUGGAGACACGGUUUUAUUGAUUGCAAAGCAAUGCACAUGGCCACCAGGCUAAUGCAGUUACUGAUCAAAGACGGCUUACUGCACUCAGAAUUAUACCUUCAGCGGCAGCUCAUCUAGCCUUCUGGCAGAAGAGACUCUUGUACCUUUUCUGCUCAGCCCAAAGCAGGACAUCACUAAUCUCUAGGGAAGAGGCAGGAUAUAAAUAAAUAUAUAAUAAAAUGGUACUACUACUGCUCCUACUGCCACUACUAAUAAUAAUGGAUCAGUAAGAUAGUCCCACAGUCUAUUUCCCAUGGGAUUCUUCAUCAAAGCCUUGUUGCUCCCAUUGCUCUUUCCCAGCUCCUGCCAAGCUAGCAGUUCGAAAGCACACCAGUGCAAGUAGAUAAAUAGGUACCACUGCGGUGGGAAUCCUCCUCAACCCUAGCUGUAGUCCUCCAUGAAAAAUGCUCUUGAUACUUUCCUUCUUCCUUUUCCUUUUCACCUAGUUCAAGCCAAGAAACACAAUCUGUAGAGCAGCUAUAGAUAGUGUCUGUGAUUUCCCUGAGUACUGCAAUGGCAGUUCAGCAUCCUGCCCAAGCAAUGUUUACGCCCAGAAUGGCUAUAGCUGUGCCUCUAAUUCUGGCUACUGUUAUGGUGGAUCCUGUCAGUCGGCUGAUCUACAGUGUCAGGAUCUUUUUGGUGAAAGUAAGUGAGACAACUUGCUUUUUUGCUUCUUUUCAAAACAAAAUGAAAUAUUUACCCUGAAAUAUAAACAAGCAAGCAAGCAAACAAACAGCUUCCUUCUGUAACCAAAUUGUGUGUGCAUGCCCACUCGCACCUAUACCAUGAGCUUUCCUCAGCUUUUAUACCAGUUUGCCCGUCGAAUGAGCCCUGGGUUUCUCUUGGACUCUCUGAGCAGAAUUCAGCGUCACACGAUUUAGAUUGUUCCAUCAACAAUGCAAGCAUUUCUGCUUGGCUGAUGAAAUCACCUCCCCACUCCUCCCCCCACGCCCUGUUUUGGGGGAUCUCCUGACACACCUGCCCUUUCACCUGAGCUGGCUGGAGGGGGAAGCCCAUGGCACUAUAGUGGUGCUGUCUUCCACGUUUGCAACUAUUGCCCAAUGUGGCUGAUUGCCAAGGCAUGCUUCUUCUUCCUUGGUGCAGAAGAUGGCCACCAGAAUUCUGACUGGUAUGACCAGGUUUAUGCAUUGUAUGCCAACUUUAAAAUCACUCUACUAGCUACCGUAUUUUUCGCUCUAUAAGACACACCAGACCACAAGACGCACCUAAUUUUUGGAGGAGGGAAACAAGAAAAAAAAUAUUCUGAAUCUCAGAAGCCAGAACAGCAAGAGGGAUCGUUGCACAGUGAAAGCAGCAAUCCCUCUUGCUGUUCUGGCUUCUGGGAUAGCUGCACAGCCUGCAUUCGCUCCAUAAGACGCACACAUAUUUCCCCUUACUUUUUUAGAGGGAAAAAGUGAGUCUUAUAGAGCAAAAAAUACGGUACCUAACUACACUUAGGCACAAGCCAAAAUGUUGUUAGUUACCAUGCCAACCUGUUCAGUUAGGUUGUUUUGGUGAAGCCCUUCAUCAAAUGCCUUUAUGAGGAAUCCUGCUUCCUCUGAAGGCCUAUCUAGUCAGGAUUCUGUUCUCACCGUAGCCAUUGAGAUGCCAAAAGGAAGCCUACAAGUAGCUCUCCUGCUCCUUCUGCCUCUUUCUACAGGAGGUUAUACUGUAUAUAGAUCCGUCAUAGCUAGUAGUUAUUUAUAGACCUACCAUUCAUAAUUUUGCUAAUCGCCUUCUAAAUCCAUCUAAGUUGGUGGCCUUCACUACAUGUUGCAGUGAUCUCCAUUGUUUACCUAUGUGCUGCAUGAAGAAAAUAUUUUAAAUAACUAAAUAAUUCUGCUUCAGUGAAAACAAAGAGUCUUGCAGCACCUUCAAGGCUAACAAAUUUAUUAUUUGCGGAGGCAAAUCCAAUAUAUCAGACUUUAUGCAUCAGACUGAUUUGUUUUUACACAUACGAAAGUAUCUGUUAAAAGCAUUGCUAAAAGAAAACUAUUAAAUGUUUCAUUUUAGUCCUUCUAAUCAAAAUCCUUUUAAUAUUUAUAGAGUCAAAAAGUGCUCCGCAAGCAUGUUAUGAAGAAAUUAAUGGUGAGACAGAUAGAUUUGGACACUGUGGGAUUGACAUAAGAAAGGGAUUUAAGACUUGUUCUUUGCGGUAUGUGAUUAGGAAACAGAAGAAACUGUGGCAGGAUGUUUGUGGGCUGGCGGCUUAGGCAUCUUCUAUUGUAUGGUGCAUGUUUUUACUGUUGAUAUAGUAUCAAGGUAGCCAGGUGGAGUGGGCUGUCAUGACUCUCCCACAGGGACUAGGACACCCAGUUGGAGGCUCCUGUGUCACUAGCUGAGGGAUGGCACUGGGUUUCUGACCCUGACGCUGGUGGUUAGUCCCACUAAACUGUGGCUGACAGUCAGGUGUCUGCUGAACCACAUCCUACAGCAUCAAGGCCAAUGGAGCUGGAGCCAGGUUUAUCCUGGGCAUCUUUUUCCCCAAGACCAAGUAACACAGUGUCUACCACAUUGUCAGUCCAAUGGUGCAAGAAGCAUACCAGAUGGGAGGUCAUAGAGGUUUACAAGCCCUCAGUUCACUACCAAGCAGGAGCGGAUCUUGGUAAUAUGGUGCAAUGCGUGAGGCCCAAAUUUGAUGUAUUCCCCACUCCACCCCAAGCUGCCUUCCAAAAGCCGGAGAAGGGAGGCACCAAGCUUUGGGAAGGAGGCACAAGGCUCCCUCCCACCUCCUUCCUAAAGCUGGGCAAGUGCUAACUAGGCUUUGGGAAGGAAGCAGGAGGACUCUAGGAUCCUGUCAGAGCCCUCACGCCUCCUUCGCAAAGCCCAGUGCUUACUUUGGGGGAAGGUGCACCCUUGACUCCUGUGCCCUGGGUGGGGAAACCAGGCACGCUGCCCGAAAUCCGCCUCUUUUCCAAACCUUGUUGCACACCAGGCUCUGUCUCUGUAGCAAGGGACGUGGGUGGCACUGUGGUCUAAAUCACUGAGCCUCUUGGGUUUGCUGAUCAGAAGGUUGACGGUUCGAAUCCGCAUGAUGGGGUGAGCUCCUGUUGCUCUGUCCUAGCUUCUGCCAACCUAGCAGUUCGAAAGCAUGCCAGUGCAAGUAGAUAAAUAGGUACCACCCACACUCUCUCUCUCUCUCUCUCUCACACACACACACACACACACACACACACACACAAACAAGCAAACCACACUGCAGCUAACUGAACACAACCAACCAAGCGUUGGACCCUCAAAUCUCUUGCAAUGCCAUCAUAAAUGAAUAAAUAUAUAGAGGACCUGCCCACACAAUGCUGACAUAAAAACCCUGCACGAAUACUACACAACUGAACAAAAGAUCAAGAUCUCUCUCCCCUUUCCUCUCUCUUUUUCCCCAAUCGCAUAUGUGUCUAGUACCAAAUGUUGACAAACUGUGAAAAAAACUCUAUGAAUUGAAAGUAGAGACACUAUAUGUACUUUUUUGUCUGUUUGUUUGAUACACAAUAAAAUCUUUAAUAAAAACUAAUUUAAAAAAUAGAGGACACAACACAAAAGAAGGAUUGAGAAGAAGGCUUAAUUAAUUAAUUAAUUAAUUGUAGAUUGCCUUUCACCAAAAUGAUUAUAAGGUGGUUCACAUAAGAAAAUCAAUACAGCAAAAUCAUACAGCAACAACAACAAAUUGUUGUUGUUGUUUAGUCAUUUAGUCGUGUCUGACUCUUCGUGACCCCAUGGACCAGAGCACGCCAGGCACUCCUGUCUUCCACUGCCUCCUGCAGUUUCGUCAAACUUAUGCUGGUAGCCUCGAGAACACUAUCCAACCAUCUCGUCCUCUGUCGUCCCCUUCUCCUUUUGCCCUCCAUCUUUCCCAACAUCAGGGUCUUUUCCAGGGAGUCUUCUCUUCUCAUGAGGUGGCCAAAAUAUUGGAGCCUCAGCUUCAGGAUCUGUCCUUCCAGUGAGCACUCAGGGCUGAUUUCCUUAAGAAUGGAUAGGUUUGAUCUUCUUGCAGUCCAUGGAACUCUCAAGAGUCUCCUCCAGCACCAACAACAAAUUAAGAUAUACCAAAAUAUAUCAAACAAACAAAUUAUGAUAUACCAAAAUAUAUCCAUUGGGCACAAAUUGUUGGGGAAUAAUCUUUGAUGCCAGAUGUUUCAAAGGUUGAGGAAUGGCAGCCCCUCCCGUUUGUCAUCUGUGUAAUGAAAAGCAUGCAUUUUUAGGUAACAUCUUCAAAAACAUACUUCCGUUGUCAAAUAUGAUAUCUUGGAGGUGAAAAAAACAGAUAUUUCCAAUACAUAAUCCCCAAAUCUUUGCAAAUGUGUGAUCCUGUUCUUUUCUCCAAAUGCCUUUGACAGGGAUAUCAAAUGUGGAAAGUUAAUUUGCCUCUAUCCAACUAGAAACCCUUAUGUUGACAUGGACGUUCCAGUUCUAUACAUUCCGUUCCAAGAUACCCUUUGUAUAUCUCUGGACCUUCAACAACCAGAGGGCUUUCCGGACCCAAUGCUGGUGAAAGAGGGUACAAAAUGUGGAACUGAAAAGGUAAGGGAUACAAUCUGACACAGCAUGACUAUUACUGUUGCUUAAAUGUUGUCACCAGUGCGUAUGGUGUCCUAAAGAGCAGCACAAGCAAAAGGAAGACCACUGGUCUCAUGCUUGAAGAACUUAAAAUCUAAAUUUCCGCUAUGAGGAGACAGGUAUGAUGGGCUGGGAGUGAUGGGAGAAGCAGAGAUGGUAAUCAGCAAAUGCAGUUAGACGUUGUUUGUUCAUAAAGUAUACCUAAAGCGCGGGGGGGGGGGGGGACGGACCUCAAGGCCAGGGGUCUUUUUUUUUUUUUUUAAUUGAUAUUUAUUAAGUUUUCAAAGAAUAACAACAAAAAUUUCCAAAAAAUUUUGAAAAUACAAAAAACAAAAAUAGUACAUAAACAAAAAAGAAAAGAAAGCCCAGCCGCAAAGAAAAAAAAGAAAGACAGAAAAACAAAAAUAUAAAGUCCUUUACAAUCUCUAUUGACUUCCUUUCUAGACUUCCUCCUCCUCCCCUCUCUUGUUUCUUAAUUUUUAAUUUUUACAGCAAAUCCUUUCUGUUUUUUCAUAACAAUCUGUCAUUACGUUUCCUUAUUCUAUUUUCCCUCUUGUCAUAUAAAAACUUUAAAACUCAUAGCUUAUAUUCAGUAUUUACCAAAUUCUUACAUCAUUACCUUUUACGAAUCAUUUACCAAUCCUUACUUAAGCCAUGUAAUUUCAUUCAACAUCCUUCAAACAUUUGUAAACAUUCCAAUCUUAAAAAAUAAGAAAUAAAAAAUACUACGUCAACUUCAGUCCAGCCGGCUUCCAACCGCCCCUCCCCUGGACCCGGGAUGUCAGUCCUUUUAACCUCGUUAAUCCGGCUCCUUAACCUGGGGGUCUCGUAUCCGAGGCCCUCAAGUCUCUUUCUUUGCCCCUUUCGCCACUCUUGUUGAUGAUUCCCUUCCAGUCGUGGAUACUCCAGCAAGAAAAUGCUUUUGACUCUUUGCAGCAAGUCCAUCCCAAACCCAUUGCCCAAGCCAGACAGCAGAUAAUACCACUUCAAAUUUCCACAAAGCUUGGAGACUUCGGCUACUCCAAUCCUCUGAUAGCCCUUCACUAGACUCGGAAGAUCCAAAUAACCAUAUAGAGGGGGGUCGAUCCAUCCCCCCAUUUCCAAAUCUGACCACAUUUCAUCUUUCCGAAUCUGGUUUGUCCCAAGUUCAUUUGUCAAGUUCAAAGGCUGAUCUUGCCCGUCCAAAGGUCCCUCCAUCUCUGAAGCCUCCGUCACUACAGCAGGUUCAUAUGCUUGUAUAGCCUUUAACUGAAUUUCAUUUGUUUGCUGCUGUGCUCUGGUAACUUCCAUCAUCAAGGUCGUCUCCUGACGCAUCUGGUCCAGCUGGGCACUUAGUUUUGAAAAACCUUCCAGGAACAAUUGUUCAAGCCUUUGUACUAGCAUUGUCCUUCAAGGUCAAAGAAAAUUCCUUCCCACGACAAUAGUCCAAUAGUCCUUCUCUUUUAAACUCUCUGCGUUGCAAUUUCACUAAAUUCCACUAGAUGGAAAUUUUUUUUUUUUAAAGGAAUAAAAGCAACAGCAACAAUCUUUCUUUUUCCAGAAACACUUUAUCCAAAAUUCCCCCUUCCAAAUUCAAGAGGCAACAGUAGAAUCAAAAUGUUACCCUUCUUUUAACUAACUGUCGAGCUGGAUAUACUUCAAAACGUCAAUUCUGACAGCCCGCUCCUGGUUCAGGGCGGUGGAAAAUUGCUUUAUUUUAAACUCACUUCCGCAGGAUUGAAAAGUCCAAAUACAACCCCCCUUCUUCUCCUGCAGUCAAAGGGGGGGUUCAGAAAUCUUAGAUGUUGAAUUCUAGUUCUCUCAGAAUUUAAUUUUCAAGCUUUAGUAUGUUUUGUCUUUGCUUUCUUCACGUAACAAAAGAACGGAAGGCUGACUUCCUGUUUAGACCUUCCCAUUCCGAGUCCCAAUUAAGUUCAAUUUCAAGUCCAAUAUUAUUUGUUUAUUCACCAGUCUUAAAAGUAGUUCAACUCUUCCAAGAUCAGGUACUCACGGAUAGAUGUUUUAGAUGCCAAAUUGUCCAGGAAAAAGGCAGCGCUCUCCGAUAACGGCAGUGCGGCUUUGCUGCACGGAGGAAGCAGUCGACUCACAGCACCACGCACCUUCCACUCCGGAGCCCGUUACCGGGCUCCUGUACAAGGGGAGAGAGCGCUCUGGUGCCCGCCGAGUCCCACGUCCACAGGCUUCUUCCGCCUGUGGUUUUUGCGGGUCCCGCUGCGCCGUAGCGGCAGGACCCAAGCCUCCGUGCAGCGGGUUCCCUUCAGUCCGAAGGGAAUUCCGCCAUUUUCCGGAGGCGCCACCCCGGAAGUCCCAAGGCCAGGGGUCUUAAUGCAGCCCUGCAGACUUUCCUGUCUCCUCAGGCCAUGCCCCCUCCACAGAUCUCACCUCUCGUUGGCCAUUCCCUGUGCCCUCCUGGACUGCUUUUGCUUGGCUGCAACAAGUCCCUGAGCAGUGCUGACACCUCUUGCUUGCCUGGGUGGAAGAGGGAGAGAAGGGUGCGCAUGUGAACCCACACAGCACGGCCACAGACUUGCACGGCCGGCUUCUCUCACCCCUCUUGUUCCAUCCACUUUAGCACAUGGCCCUUGGAAGACUAGUGAGGGAACGGCCUUUGGCCUGAAAGGGGUUCUUUGUCCUGGCCUUCAGGUAUUUACAUGUUUGGCUUCCUUUCAGUUGGGGAUGACGCAGUGCCCCUCCUGACAUGGUGUUCUUCCUCCAGUUCUUCCUCUUCCUUUUCCUCUUGCACCAGACUGAGACCAAGCGAGAGUUGCUACUACUGCUGAUUGCAAAAGGGGAAGCAAGUGAGAAAAUACCUGCCCAUUGCAGCAGCCAGAGACAUGACCACUAUCCCCCCCCGCCAGCUUGUACUCCCCCUAGCAGCCACUUGGGACGCGGGUAGCGCCGUGGGUUAAACCACAGAGCCUAGGACUUGCCGAUCAGAAGGUCGGCGGUUCGAAUCCCCGCGACGGGGUGAGCUCCCGUUGCUCGGUCCCUGCUCCUGCCAACCUAGCAGUUCGUUGUUGUUUUUUUUAAAUGAUAUUUAUUCCAAGUUUAAAAUUACAAAAAGAGAAAAAAACAGUACAAAAUACAAAGACAAAAUUAACCAUAACAGAGCAAAAAGUAAAAAGAAAAAAGAGAACAAUAAAAUAGAAUAUAUAUAAAAAAUAAAAAAGCAAGACAAAAGAUAUAAAAAUGCAUUAAGUUAAAAUAGAACAAAAACAGAUUAAACCUUUACAUAACUUUUUCCCUUUACUUAUUUCCUUGACCUCCUCUCACCUCCCAAUUUUGUAUUCUAGUUCAGAUCAUUUUUUCAGCAAAUCCUUCCAACCUUAUUUUCAUUUACGUAUUUUAAUUUAAAAUAUUGUAAUUAAACAUCCUCUGUUUCAUCAAUUUCAUCAGCUCAUUUUUGCUUGAUCCUUUAUAUCAUAUCUACCAAAACUGCCUAAUUUUCUUUUUCCAACAUCUUUCUAACAGUCUUUAAUAUUACAAUAUUUUUGAAGAUAUAUUUUAAAUUUUUUCCAAUCUUCUUCCACCGACCCUUCUCCCUGGUCUCGGAUUCUGCCAGUCAUCUCAGCCAAUUCCAUAUAGUCCAUCACUUUCGUCUGCCAACCUAGCAGUUCGAAAGCACAAAAGUGCAAGUAGAUAAAUAGGUACCGCUCCAGCGGGAAGGUAAACGGCGUUUCCGUGCGCUGCUCUGGUUCACCAGAAGCGGCUUAGUCAUGCUGGCCACAUGACCCGGAAGUGUACACCGGCUCCCUUGGCCAAUAAAGCGGGAUGAGCGCCGCAACCCCAGAGUCAGCCACGACUGGACCUAAUGGUCAGGGGUCCCUUUGCCUUUACCUUAGCAGCCACUUGCCACUCACUCCUUAAUCUGCCUGUAGGCUUCAUUAGAUGCCCUCUGACUUUCUUUUUAAAAAACAAGACAAAACAAAGAUCUUUAUUGAAAUUUAACAUAUAUACAUAAUAACCAAAAUUCCCAAUGAUUCCCUCACAUAAAAUAUAAUAUCUAAAUUACAACAGCUGCAAAAGUAUACACUUAAUUAUAAGACCCGCCUCCCACCCUCUACUUCCCUCCACAGCAAUUCGACUUCUUUAUAUUUCUUUCUACCUUUUUUCCCUUGCAUUCUGUAAUAAAUUAUUUUUGUUAAAUUCUGAUUUUUCCUUCUUUCUUUCUUUAUUUUGUUAUUGCUUACAUUUUUUAUUCUAAGCCUAUUAACAUGUAAUUUUUAGAACAAUAUUUUGACAUAUAAUCUUCGAAAUACUUCCACUCCAUUCUUAACUUUUGAUUUGAUUGAUAUCUUAUAAUUGAAGUUAAUUUUGCCAAUUCUAUAUACUCACUUAAUUUACAAAUCCACUCUUCCUUUGUUGGUAUGUCCUGAGAUUUCCAUAUUUCCAUUUAGUAGCAAUCACUACUCUGGCAGCUGUGCCCUCUGACUUUCAUAGGAGGUGGAGGAGACUGGAAGAGGAAAAGGUUUUUAGGCAUCAGUGCUGGACAAGAGGAUGGGAUGAAAGCAGGGCAUUAUGGUUAAUCUUGUUCCCCACCCCCCAACCUCCCAUGAUAAUGCGGUUUUCCUGUAAAAAGGGUAGAUCUGGAUUAAUGGAGGAGGGGGAAAUACAGACUACCAUAUUUUUUGCCCCAUAGGACGCACCGCCCUAUAGGACACACCUAGUUUUUUGGGGGGGAAAUAAAGAAAAAAAAUUAUUUUCCCCCCUGGUGCGGGGGAAGCCCGAGCUUCCCCCGACCCCAGCCCCCAGAAGAGCCUGCUAUCCGCAAGCCUAGGGAGCCGCACCGGUCUCCCCAGGCUUGCGGACAGCUGUGCGAAGCCCGGGCGCGCUGAGGCUUCCUAAUGCAGGCAGCUCUGCGCAACCCUCCUGAGCCUGACGCAGCUUGGUGCCGGGCUCCGGAGGGUCACGCAGGCAGCUCUGCGCGGACCCCGGGAGGGCAGGCAGCUCUCCACAACCCUCCAGAGGCCGGCGCGGCUUGGCGCCGGGCUCCGGAGGGUCGCGCAGAGCUACGCAGAGCCCGGGGGGCAGGCAGCUCUGCGCGACUCUCCAGAGGCCGGCGCGGCUUGGCGCCGGGCUCUGGAGCGAUGCGCAGAGCUGCACGGAGCCCGGGAGGGCAGGCAGCUCUGCGCGACCCUCCAGACGCCGGCGCGGCUUGGCGCUGGGCUCCGGAGGGUUGCGCAGAGCUUCCUGAAGCCUGGAGAGCGAGAGCCUCUCGCUCUCCAGGCUUCAGCGAAAGCCUGUAUUCGCCCCAUAGGACGCACCCACAUUUCCCCUUCAUUUUUAGAGGGGAAAAAGUGCGUCCUAUAGGGUGAAAAAUACGGUACCACUUUGAUGCAGAUGACAUUGUACAUACAAUGGAAAAAUCUUGCAUACAGAUCUCGCAAUAAACACCUGUCUGGAAGCACUCAUAGAUGUGGUCUGGUGAAUGCAAAAGGUCUGUUGCAGGGCAGCAACUCUUCUGAAAACUGAAAAUUUAUUUAUUUAUUUUUAAGGUUUGUCUCAAACAAGUAUGUGAAAAGUAUGACGUUCUGAAAUAUGAUUGUGAUCCUACAAAAACGUGUUUGGGGCAUGGAGUAAGUAAAACGAAUGUUAUAUUUUUCCAUGUUAGUGUUUCUGCUAUAAAAAGGAGGUGUGGUGUUUUCCUUCAGAAACUAUUUGGUUGUUUUCUUGUGUGCCUGAAGUUGGCUGUACAUAUGCAAGAGAUUGAGGUGGUGGAGUUCUGAUGUGGUGGAGUUGACUGUCCUACUUCAGACUACAGCUGGGGAGUUUCAUUUUUUACUAAAACCACCUUGUGGGUAGAACACUAGCGCAGCAAGAAGAGUUCAGGUUAUCCUUCUAACUGCUGUGUUAAUUUUCUACUUGGAAGGAAUUAAUCUCCAAUGCAUAGCUUGAAGUGGUACAGCCAGCUCUUACCACUUUAGGAUUCUUCGACUCCAUUCUCCUUCAUGUGAAGAUAUCCAGCCGCAGACACUCAGGGUUCUUGACAGUUUCUGAGGGCAGCCAUAGAGAUAAGAAAACUAGAUGACACACUGUGCCCCUUCCUGCUUCCUGAGCUCCUCCAACGUGCCAUCAGCGGUGGUGCAAGAGAAAGCCUUUGCAUCACAGUGCUGAGCUGAGAGGAGAGACAGCGUUUCUUAAUCCUUAUAGAAUGCUGGCCUGGGAGGAGAAUUUUCUCUCCUCCCAGCACACUGAUGGGAAGGGACCCCCCCCCCAUCUUCCACAGGUGUGAUUGUAUGAUUUCAUGUAUGUUUGCGGGGGAGAGAAAUAGAGCUACUUGCCUGCAUGUAUGUCUCUGGUCUGCAUGUGUACCAAGCCUGUGUACUUUAUGUGUGGUAACUUCAGAAUUUGCAUGAUUGCUUUUGCCACAACCACUGUUGGCAUGUGAUCUGUAGAGGGUUGACCAGUCUUGAAUGUAGCCCAUGGCCUGCAAAACAUUAGCCACCACCCCUGACCUAAAUGCAUGCUUUCCGCUGCUAAUUGUGAGAUCAAGGCAUCUGUUAACACAUUCUAACACAUCCAUGACUUGGUCGUGGAUAGAGGAAUUGAUCUGGCAUACAUAACAGAGACUUGGUGGGACAUGGCCAAUGGGGCUAUUAUUGCUUCUGCUUGUCCACCAGGUUUCUCUUAAGCACUGCAACCGAGGGUAUGUGGGUGGCAGAGUGGUGGUUAUUGCAGCAGGUUUUAGGAAGUCAUUAGUUUUCACCGGGCAUCCUAUUAAAGAGACCCAGUUUUCUGAAUGCAUGUUCUAGAAGUUGGGCAGGAUUCCUAUUGGGGUACUGACCUCCCCACUGAACCAAGAAUUCCCUGCCUGAGCUGCUUCAGGUCAUGGCAGAUGUUCUGCUGGAGACACCUAGUCUGGUGGCUCUAGGGGAUUUGAACAUCCAUGCUGACAUGACCUUACACAGGACCGCUUGGGACUUCAUGGAAAGCAUGGCCUUCAUGGAGCUGUCCCUGAAUAACUCUGACCCUACUAAUAAUCAUGGACAUGCCUUAGAUCUGGCGUUUACCGCUGUGGAUGUGGGUGAUCUGACAUUAAGUUCCAGUACAACAAAAGAAGUGCCAUGGUCAAAUCACUUCCUGGUGCAACUAGACUUCUCUGUGACCCCCUCUGCAGGGAGGUGGGACUGAUUCGAAUGGUCACUUAAUAGAUCCAAAUGACUUCCAAAGAGUGGUGGGGGGUAUCUUGUCCCCAUGUUGAUGGCCUCUCAGCUGAUUCCCUCUGGACCCAGCCAUUAUGGCCAGUUAUUAUCUAGUCUCAACUCUUCCAUUCUUGGGCAAAGUAAUUGAGCAGGUGGUUGCUCAACAACUCCAGGCAUGUCUAGAGGAUGGGGAAUAUUUGGAUCCCUUCCAUUUAAAUUAGAACAAGUGAAUGUCCUGUGUGUCUGGAAGCAGUUGGAGGAUGGAAGGCAGCUAACAGAUUGAGGUUGAAUCCUGACAAAACAGAAGUACUGUUUCGGGCGGACAGGGGGCAGGACUUCCUAGCCCUGAAUGGGGUAACUGCCCUUGAAGGACCAGAUGCUCAGCCUGAGAGUCACAGCUGUCCAUGGAGGCGCAGGUUAAUUCUAUUUUCAGGGCAGCUCUCUACCUGAUCCAUCUGGUACACUGGCUGAGACCCUACCUGCCUGCACACUGUCUCACCAGAGUGGUACAUGCCUUGGUUAUCUCUCGAUUGGACUACUGCAGCACGCUCUAUGUGGGGCUACCUUUGAAGGUCCAGCUCCAAGGGCCUUCUGGCGGCUCCCUCCCUGCGAGAAGUGAGGUUACAGGGAACCAGGCAGAGGGCCUUCUCAGUAGUGGUGCCCUCUCUGUGGAACACCCUCCCAUCAGAUGACAAGGAGAUAAGUAACUAUUCAACCUUUAGAAGACAUCUGAAGGCAGCUCUGUAUAGGAAAGUUUUUAAUGUUUAAUGUUUUAUUAUGUUUUUGUAUAUGCUUGAAGCAGCCCAGAGUUGCUGGGGCAAACCAGUCAAAUGGGUGGAGUACAAAUAAUGAAACUACAGUGGUACCUCGCAAGACGAAUGCCUCGCAAGACGAAAAACUCGCAAGACGAAAGAGUUUUUCGUUUUUUGAGUUGCUUCGCAAGACGAAUUUCCCUAUGGGCUUGCUUCGCAAGACGAAAACGUCUUGCGAGUUUGUUAACUUUUUCUUAAAACCGUUAAUACCGUUAAAACCGUGCUUCGCAAGACAAAAAAAUCGCAAGACAAAAAAACUCGCAGAACGAAUUAAUUUCGUCUUGCGAGGCACCACUGAUGAUGAUGAUGAUGAUGAUGAUGAUGAUGAUUAUUAUUAUUAUUAUUAUUAUUACUGCUACUACUACUUUACCCUUAAUUGUAUUUUAGACUAGAGCUGAGGCCCUACUCAGGAAAUAAUAAGAAUAAAGUUUUCUUAAAGCAUAUUUUUCUGUUUAAGAUAAAGCACAUAAGCAAGGAGUAAAUGUUUGCUAUUCCUCCCCCCUUCAGAUUUGCAACAACAAAAGAAACUGCCACUGUGAUCCAGGAUGGGCACCUCCAAAUUGCAAGGAAAAAGGAGGCCCCCUUGGAGGAAGCAUUGACAGUGGACUUCGCAUGCUGGCUUCUGGUUAGUAAAAGCAGGACCCCCCAUCCUGACAAACAGCUCUGCUGCAGUAAUUUCCAAACUGUUUAGAAUUAGGACCCACCUUUCACCUCAGCCUGAAACCAUGGGGCUGGGUUUCAUUUUUGUUUUAACCCAUUCAUUCCCCUCCUUAUUCUUCCCUUGAAUUUUCUGUCUUUCUCAAGGCAGAAAGAUAAGAAGUGACAGCACAUUAGCUUAAUAAUCACUCCUUCUUCCAAAGGAACUUUAGGAUUGCAGGCUGUGUGUUUAUGAGAGUCAGUGUGAGUGAAAUGUUUUAGAAUUCUUGGUGCCUGAACUAAACUGCAAUUCCCAGGAAAUGGGGGAAGGGUGGCAGUUAAGCUGGUAUAAAAUUGGUAUAUGUUUUCAGUAUAGACAUAACCCCUCUCUCCAUCCCUGUAUUUCUAGUUCUCUUUCAAAGAGCAAAAGUGAAAAGCAAAUGUUUUAGUACUACUAAACCAGGCUGUGAUGAACUUGUGGAUUCUGAUGCGCCAACUGAAUCCCUGUGGACUAGUACAAAGUCAACGUGGGUGUACUUGCUGAUGUACGAUUAAUUGGGCCAGAACAAAACUUAUUGGUGCCAGAGUAAAAAAUCCAAACAAUGCCUUCUUCUUCUUGUAUAAUAACCCUGGACCACAAGAGACACUUUACCAGGAGACACUCUUGCCCAAACUCCAGUGAAAGGAACAGGAGCUGUACAUGAGGAUAGCACUUAGACACAGAAGAGAGAGAGAACACUGCAGAGAAAGAAGCUAACACAUUCCUAGUGCUACCCAGUUACUGCUUUUCUGCUGUAAGCUGCAAGCAGAACUGCAACUGAUUUCCUACAUCUUGAGUAGUAGGGCAUGUUUCUAUGUGUAUAACCUGAUAUGUUCUGCUGACACCUGUGGAUUUGACAUAACUUCUGUCUGCAGCUUCACUGUGACCUUUGUGAAGGAUGCCAUUUUAUAACCCCAUUUUAUAUAUAUUUUUAAACGGUCUUUUAAUUUAACACUUUUCCAGCUCUCCAUUUAUUUUUUAAUGAAAGAGAGGAAUAGUGCUGUAAAACUGUGUCAUUACAUUUUUAUACCACAAUAAUGCUAAAUUAAAAAAUAAAAAAACCUUUCUGGUUGUUGCUGUUUUAGCAACGUGGAAAGAGUUUACUUUCUAAUCUUUAAAAAAUCCUAUAAAAUUGGAGCAUUGGGCAGUGCCACGCUAAAAAUGUCUAAUGCGGCAGCUCUCCUGGUUCAGUCUUUGCUGUGAAAUUUGUUUUCAUCUAGAUAUUACAGAAAGAGCCAUAGAAGACAACAUGCGGACGUGGGUGCUCCUAAGCAUAUUUCUCUUUCUGCCCAUUGUGGUUGGGUCAGCCGUCCUGAUUGUCAAAUGGGCACGAAUCAGCAACUACUUCAUAGAGGACAGCGGGUCCCUAGGUGAUUCUGAGUAAGUCACAGUUUAUCAGGGCCUGCCCUGUACACACCUGAAAUCUUCUGGUACAUCAGCAAUUUGGACAAAUAGGACCUGCAACAGAAUGCAGUCUUUUUCAGCCAUGGCCACCUCCACAUGCCCUUUCCCCUCUCACCCACUUUUGCAUUGGGCUGUGGGUUUUUUGUGGGGGGAAGUCCCUUGCUUAGGGAUUUUUGUUGUAUUUCUGCAAACCUUGGGGUUCAUCUGAGCCUGCUGAUGCGUCAGAGGUGCCAUUUUAGCUACAUAAUAACACAGAUAGGAGUUUGCUGUUAGUAUAUCUUGGGGGGGGGCUGUAUAUCCCUCCAGAUGUGGUUGACCAUACUGGAGGGAGAUGAUGUCCAACAACAAAAGAAAAGCAAGGAUAGGAAACCUGUGUGGUUGUACUGCAACAACCCAUUAUGGCUAGUGGUCAGGAAAGAUGGGAGGUGUAGUCCAGCAACCUCUGAAGGGCCAUAGGUUGCCCACCCCAGUACAUAUAAUAAUAAUUAAUUUUCAGACUGUAUAGUAAAGCUAACUCCAUGACAAAGCCAAGGUAUGCUUAACUGUAUAUAAUUGAGGUUAAGUACCGGUAACCUUAGGGACGCAGGUGGCACUGUGGGUAAAACCUCAGUGCCUAGGACUUGCCGAUCGUAUGGUCGGCGGUUCGAAUCCCCGCGGUGGGGUGAGCUCCCCUCUUUCGGUCCCAGCUCCUGCCCACCUAGCAGUUCGAAAGCACCCCUAAGUGCAAGUAGAUAAAUAGGUACCGCUUUAUAGCGGGAAGGUAAACGGCGUUUCCGUGUGCUGCGCUGGUGCUGGCUCGCCAGAGCAGCUUCGUCACGCUGGCCACGUGACCUGGAAGUGUCUCCGGACAGUGCUGCCCCCGGCCUCUUAAGCGAGAUGGGCGCGCAACCCCAGAGUCGGACACGAUUGGCCCGUACGGGCAGGGGUACCUUUACCUUUACCUUACCAGUAAUCUGAAUUCUCAUUACAUUUCAGAUCUUAUACUAGAUCCGAUGAAUAUAGCAUGUCAGACAAAACAAGGUAAGCUUCAACUAACUUAAAGUAUACUGAUUAAAAACAAACUACCGUAUUUUUCGUUCUAUAAGACGCACCAGACCACAAGACGCACCUAGGUUUUGGAGGAGGAAAACAAGGGAAAAAAAUAUUCUGAAUCUCAGAAGUCAGAACAGCAAUAGGGAUCGCUACGCAGUGAAAGCAGCAAUCCCUCUUGCUGUUCUGGCUUCUGGGAUAGCUGCGCAGCUUGCAUUCGCUCCAUAAGACGCACACACAUUUUCCCUUACUUUUUAGGAAGGAAAAAGUGAGUCUUAUAGAGCAAAAAAUACGGCAACUUUCCUUUUUUUUAAUUAAUAUUUAUUAAAGUUUCAGAGAAAAUAGAAUCACAUUAAUAAACAAAAAAAAUUAAAAAGAAAAAAGAAAAAUACACAAUACAAAAUACAAAAAGAGAAAAGGAGGGGGGGAAAACAGUUAAAAACAAUUCCGUCUUUUCAUAACUUCUUUUACAUUUACUUGUUUCCCGGACUUCCUCAUACCUCCCUCUUUUGUAUUCCAAUUCAGUUUGUUAGUCCAGCAAUUUCUUUCCCUCCUUUUUAAUCCCAAUCCUUAAUCUUAAUAUAUUAUAACAUUAGAUUUUUAUCUAUUUAAAACCAAUUUUCCCAUUCUUUUAACCUUUUUAAUCCUAAUCCUUAAUCUUGAUAUAUUUAUAACUUUAGAACCUGUACAGCUAGAAGCCACUUAACUUCAAUCCAACAUCACUCUAACAUUCAUAAAAUACGGUAACUUUCCUUCCAGAGCUGGCUGCAGUCUAGAAAAGGAUCACUCCCUAAUUUAUUUCCUCCCUUUGUGAUAGUGAAACGUGGAUUGAAUUGUCUAGUUUUCCCCACCAAUUAAGGAAGGACUGGGUUUCUCUGCAAAAUCUGCAUGUUAUCUUUCCUUCCAAGGAGCCUCAAGGGAACACACAGUAAAAUAAGACCUGAAAACAAACAUGGGCAGAGCAGUCUUUUACUCUGAUUACUCAGGGGUUGUGUGUGGGGGUGGCCAGAGAGUGAUUCUGUUGCUCUGCCAGCAAAGUAACUGUCAUAUCUACUAUUCAGUCUCACUCUACACCAGCCCAAAAAUUAGAAGUCAGCUUGGGAUGUGAGGGCGAUCUGGCUGUGACAUCUGUCACCCCAUUGAUCACCAGGGUUGAUUCGGCUGAUCUGGCAGCUAGGCGGGUGUCCCCUUCCUCCCUCACCGCUCCAUGUGCAUCCCUCCCGAAGCUGCACACUUGGUGGAAGAGGACGGCCCUCCCAGAUAGAAGGAGUGUACCGUUAUUCGGUCAAGGGUAUACAAUAGCUGUGCUCCCCUGCUAGAACCUCCAAACAAGCUCAAAAAUUAGAAGUCAGCUUAAUAGUCACAAUAGACACAGCAUUCCUGGAAAACCAUCAAAGCUUACCAAUCCUGGACUCCACCAGCAAUGAUGCCCACAGGCUGCCCCCACAUGCACCACUGCAUCAUCAGACACACAGUGUGCAUCACAGUGUCCCCCAAUGGCACAGAUCCAGUGGCACAGCCAGCAGUCAGCCCUCUACUGCUUGUCUCCAGGCACCCCUACAAGCCAGACUGCUUGAACUCACAGCUGUUGUUCUUUUAGCACAACACACAAAGGGGAGGAAGGAGAGCCCCCACAACGCAGCACCCAUAUAGCUCUGGGCUUAGAGGGCCUUCAAAGAGCAUUCACAUUCGUCCUGAGCCGAGACUAAGGUUCAGGGCCCACCCAAGGUCAUCCAAGGCCAAGAGCGGAAGAUGCAACAGGCAGAGUCACAGACACCCCGCAACAGCCAUCAGCCUCCAGUUGAUCACUGCACUGAGUGACGGAUUGUGAUGCAGAAGAUGAGAGUUUGUGCCACAUCAAGGUUGAGGUGGAAAUACCCUUACUCAGCUUUUGUAUACCUAACUGGGGGGAAAUCCAACAGUGAUGUCAGGGGUAAAAGAAAGGGAACUUUUAGGAGGCUGCCAACAUGGAUUCCAGCCCAGGGCAUUUCCUGAAUCAGUCAGCCAAGGCAACACAAAUGGAUGACACAGCUCAUGGGGCAUUGAUUUUCCCUGAGACCCUCAUCAUUAACACCAAGAGGAGUCAAUCAAUACCUUAGAAAGUGGUACUAUAGACAGCAGAUUAUUUGGGCAAUUUUUAUAUUAGGGCACCAGCUUGAUGUUAGGAACACUUUUGCUAUAACACAACCCCAAAGAGGUGGGCCUCACUUGUGGUUGACAUGGAACAUGAGUUGGGAUAGAUCAAAUGGCAUGAAGGAAUCAGUCGCACAACCCCAAGCCUUUCUAAACAAGGAGAAUUUUUGCUCGUCUCCUGGAGGGGACUGUCAGGCAGGAUUCCAAAGAAUUUAAAAAAAAAAUGUUCAUGACUUCUGCUAUUCUAUGGGAAUAUAUGACUAUGAGUCUCCUUAAAUUAUAUAAAUACUACAACUACAAACAAAAGACUCAUUAAAUACUGUCCUAUUAAUGACAGCGAUGUUUGCUUUUUCUUAUUUUCUUUUGAAUAUAAGAAUUAUACAUUCUUAUAUUAUUAUUCAUCAUUACUCAAUUUUAACUGUAUUUGGUCUGUUUAAAAUAUAGGAUAGUAUCCGUUCUAAUUGUUUAGAUACUGUUUUCUCAAUUCGCGUGGUUUCAUCAAUUCAAAAAUGUUAAAUGGCACACCUAAAACUCUGCCAGUCUUCACCAGUGUGGUGCCCUCCAGAUGUUUUGGAGUGCAGCUCCUGUUGGCCUCAGCCAGCUUGGCCAUUUGAUGCCAGGGCUGAAGGGAGUUGUGGUCUGAAACAUCUGGUGGGCACCACGUUGGUGAAGGCUGAACAAAGCAGUGACAGGCUUUGCUUGGGAAACUGUUUUAUAACAGCAGCAGCACUUCCAGGCAAAGACCCACACUAGAUCUUGUCUCUCAUAGAAAAGGUACAAAGCAGGGCCAGUCCACCCAAGAGGCAAGGUAAAGUGACUGCCACAGGAAGCAGGAUUCAUAGGGGCAGCAGAUCUGGCCUCCAAAGUACGCAUCACCUCCUCCUGCUGUUGUGGUGGCAGUGACAGCACUCCUUGGAGGCCGGAUCUGUGCUUUCUUUGGCAGCCCACCCCCCAUGCCACCUCAACAGCAGCCUCUUGGUGAACAGGUCUCCUCCGACUCUUGUUCCCAAUGCACAGCUUUAUUCGCCCCAGUUCCUGAUGUAGAUCUUCACUCAGCCCUUCCUCCCUGACAGGCAGGAGGUGCCAGUCUGUGGUUUGCCUUAGGGGCCAAAGUGUCUUGGGCCAGCCCUGGUACAGAAAGACUAUGCAGGGAGUGGAGAGGCUUCUAUGGGAGAAGAUGGUUUUUCCAAUGUCUUCUCCAUCUUUCUGGGUGGUGCUAAGGAAAUGCAGAUGCACCAUUUUGCCUCAUUUUGCGGAUUCUCCUUAUUGUAUUGCUCCAUCAUGUCUUCUCUCCUCUCUCCCUCCUGCUGCCCCUAUCAUGUGAAUAGCUUGAGCAACCGAGAAGACACAACGUGACCAGACCUGGGCCAGGCUCCUGCUGUUUAUAUGACUUGUAGCUGCCUAAUAAAUUACUGCUUGCUUAUACAGUACAGGUGAAAGGUAUUCUGUGAAUGGUUCUCCAGGUCCUUCUUUGCAUUUGUAUACAGCAUGCAGGGGCUUCAUUAUGGGUUGGCAUCAGCAGGUGCAAGCUGAGACUGCAAGUCCUGCCAAUUACCCAUCAAGGUAAAGGUAAAGGGACCCCUGACCAUUAGGUCCAGUCGUGACCAACUCUGGGGUUGCGGCGCUCAUCUCGCUCUAUAGGCCGAGGGAGCCGGCGUUUGUCCGCAGACAGCUUCCGGGUCAUGUGGCCAGCAUGACUAAGCCACUUCUGGCAAACCAGAGCAGUGCAUGGAAACGCCGUUUACCUUCCUGCCGGAGCGGUACCUAUUUAUCUACUUGCACUUUGAUGUGCUUUCGAACUGCUAGGUUGGCAGGAGCUGGGACCGAGGAAUGGGAGCUCACCCCGUUGCAGGGAUUCGAACCGCCGACCUUCUGAUCAGCAAGUCCUAGGCUCUGUGGUUUAACCCACAGCGCCACCUGCGUCCCUGUUACCUAUCAAGCAAAGUUUGUAUUCUUAGGCACAUAUCCAAGCAUUCUUCACAGCUAAGUUUGCCCCCCCCCCCCCCAACAACCAGCUCUUAGGCUUACCAGCUGCGUGGAAAGCAGAAAUGAAACCAUUACAGCGGUACCUCGGUUUACAAACUUAAUCUGUUCCGGAAGUCCUUUCUUAAACCAAGGCGCGCUGUCCCUAAUGAGGCCUCCUGCCACAUGUGCCCUUCCACCAUUCUGAUUCCGUUCUUAGACCGAGGUAAAGUUCGCAAACACUACUUCCGGUUUUGCAGAGUUCGUAAACCGAAUCAUUUGUAAACAGGACUGUUCUUAAAUCGAGGAACCACAGUACUUUGUCCCCUUCUUCCAGCUUUACAGUGAUUUUUGUUUGUGAAUGAAACUUUGUCGCCUCGCACACUACUGCUAAGACAGGUGAUCUGGGAGGGAGGAGCAGAAUGGCAGCACAAAUCUUAUGUCCCAGCCAACCUAAUUUACUGAGGGCAGCUCCUCUUUUCUGGUACCUGUUCUGGUAAUUUGGGUUUGAGGACUCAUUGAAGCCUGGCGCAAACACACACAAAAGGUGGCAAAGCAGGGCUGGUGUGGGGUGUGGCCUGGGAAGAUGCUCAGAUCUAGAAAGCCGCGUGUGAUCUGGAGCCUGAGAUUCCCCAUUCUGGGUUCCCUCUAGUCAGGCCUCCCGUUAUCCAGAGCCACCAGCCUGAUGUCUGUGUCUUUGAUCCCUUUUAAACCAUUCCAGGAGCUGGCUGCUGAACAGUUUGGGUAAGAUGCUACCUAAGAAAUAAAUAAAUCUUUUGUGGGGCGCUUUUGUCUAGAGCAGGCAUAGACUGAAAAUUCUCAUACUGCCUCUGACCUUCUGGACAGUUCUGAGCAAAAUAAGACCAGUGGCCCUGUUGAGGUAGUAGUGGACUAGAAAAGGCCCAAUCUGAUCACCUUCUGGAGCCUGAAAUCAAAAUCAGGUGCAGAUCAGUAAGUGGCCUGGGUCACGUGUCGUGCUAAGACAAGCCAUGGUUCUCCAGGGUUUCAGACAGGGUCUCUGCCUAGAGACAAAUGGAUGUUUCCACUGAUUCAGCUUUAACAAGCGUGUGUUUUUUCGGGCAAACUGCUCUAACACAGAGUGUUAAAGCAUGGGCCCUGGACCUCUGCCUGAAAGAGUGGGACCAAAGAUAUGUGUUGCUGAGGCCUUAGUUUUCAAAGGAAGAGAAAGGGUCAGCAUCAUCAAAGGGCAGCCAAGGGGAAAGGGUGGAGCAGGAUGUGUUCAAGGAGCUGAGGUGUUCAAGGUGAGACAAAAGUCAUGGGUGGGAUUUUCUUGGAGCAUGAGCACUGAGAAGUGGAGGAGAGGUGCAAGAUAAGGAAUGGGAGUUUGUUUUGACUCUGGGAGCGAUCAGGAAGCCACUGCGUGUGAGGUGGAGUAUUGUGUGCUCAGAGAGAAAAGGGAGUAAUGAAAGAUAUUAUUAGCAUCCCACAACGAAUUUGAGGUUAAUUAAGCUCACUUUUCCUAUAAUCUCCUUGAACCUUGGCUAGUACUUUCUAUUUUUUCCAGAGGGCUGUUGCAAUUUGAGAAUGUCAGCUAUGGAAUUGAGCAUUUGAAAGACUCAGCUAAUUAUGAGCACCUGAUUUAUCAAAUAAACAACAAAAACCUCCAGAGUCUACUUAGCAGAGAAGAUUUGCCAUCUACAGAAAGACCACUGGGCAGCAAGGGCGUGUCAUAUAAGCUGCUCUCAGAUAUUUCAGUAAGUGCUAAGAGGUUUCAUUCAUUCCUAAACAGGCCUUUAGAAGUGAUUACCAUCAAUAUUCAUGUUUAUUUGGAGUCCUCCCUGAGAACUUGGGUUAGUAGGCUUACAAUACAGAUGCAAUGCAAUAAACAGACAAUAGAUACUAGGGUGGAAAAAGGUGAAUUCUCCUUUGUGUGCUCAUCGCAUAACUUACCUGCACUGGAUGUCUAUGAUGUACCUGUACACAGGAUACAGAGAAUAAAUUUUUAAAAAGAAAAAGGCAGUGGCAUAGCAUCGGUUGCUGGAAUCCGGGGUGUGUGUGUGCAUGUGCCAGGUAGGGGGAGGCUGCACGCGCACUGGGCGGAGGGAUGCCAGCCCAGCCCUCAGUGCUGAUGCCGCCAGAAUGAUUCCAUCCCCAACGGAGAAGUGGAGCCAUCCUGAGCCACCUGCCUGUGUUUCUCACCCAAGGCCCUUCUCUGAGGCUAGUGCAGAUGGUGGCAACCUGAAAACGGGACUUUUCACAGGUGACUCCCCAGUUGUGGAAUGCUGUCUUCAGGGAGGUACACAUGGCACCACCACUCAGUGGCGUAGCGUGGGGGGUGCAGGGGGGGCGGCCGCACCGGGCGCAACAUCUGGGGGCGCGCGCUCGCACUCGCAGCUCUCUGCCCCUACCUGGCUCACUCACUCUCUCUCACUGCAGUGCUGGCUGUGCGAAUCCGAUCCGAGCCGCUGGGUCGCCGCCCACUGUGGAGGGGGUGGGUGCCAGGCGUGCGGUGCGGAGAGAGAGCGAGGGACUAUCUGGGGGAGAGACAGUGCAGCGGCCGCCCAGCGCAGCGCUGAGCGGGGGAGAAAACCACACCAGACCAGACCAGGCAGCAGCAAGAAGAAGCUGGCAGCGGCGGCAGGUUAGGGGUUAGGGGGCGCAAAUUACUUGCCUUGCCCCGGGUUAGGGGGCGCAAAUUACUUGCCUUGCCCCGGGUGCUGACAACCCACGCUACGCCGCUGCCACCAUUUUCAAUUUUUGGUGCCAGGGGGAAAUGUUCCUGUUCACCUAAGCAUUUGAUCCCUAAUUGGGGUCAUAUCCUAGAGCCGGUUGUGGUGUUCAUCUCUUAAUAGUGUGGCAUAGGAUUUAUCCUUUCUAUAGUAUUGCCAAAGCCGAAAGGUUGCUCAGUUGCAGAUAUGCCUGGAAGCGAAAGGAAAGCCCAAUGCUGUAAAGGAAAAUAUUGCAUAGGAACCUGGAAUGUAAGAACCAUGAACCUGGGUAAGUUGGGUGUGGUCAAAAAUGAGAUGGCAAGAAUAAAUAUUGACAUCCUGGGCAUCAGUGAACUAAAAUGGACGGGAAUGGGCAAAUUCAGUUCGGAUGACCAUCAUAUCUACUACUGUGGGCAAGAAUCCCAUAAAAGAAAUGGAGUGGCCCUCAUAGUCAACAAAAGAGUGGUGAAAGCUGUACUGGGAUGCAAUCUCAAAAAUGAUAGAAUGAUCUCAAUACGAAUCUAAGGCAGACCUUUUAACAUCACAGUAAUCCAAGUUUAUGCACCAACUAGUGGUGCUGAAGAAACUGAAAUUGACUAAUUCUAUGAAGACUCACAACACCUUCUAGAAAUGACACCAAAGAAGGAUGUUCUUCUCAUUAUAGGGGAUUGGAAUGCUAAAUAGGGAAUCAAGAGAUAAAAGGAACAACUGGCAAGUUUGGCCUUGGAGAUCAAAAUGAAGCAGGGCAAAGGCUAAUAGAGUUCUGUCAAGACAACAGGCUGGUCAUCACAAACACGCUUUUCCAACAACACAAGAGACGACUCUACACAUGGACAUCACCAGAUGGGCAGCAUCGAAAUCAGAUUGAUUAUAUUCUCUGCAGCCAAAGAUGGAGAAGCUCUAUACAGUCAGCAAAAACAAGACCUGGAGCCGACUGUGGCUCAGAUCAUCAGCUGCUUAUAGCAAAAUUCAAGCUUAAACUGAAGAAAGUAGGAAAAACCACUGGGCCGGUAAGAUACAAUCUAAAUCAAAUCCCUUAUGAAUACGCAGUGGAAGUGAGGAACAGGUUUAAGGAUCUAGAUUUGGUGGACAGAGUGCCUGAAGAACUAUGGAUGGAGGCUCGCAACAUUAUACAGGAGGCAGCAACGAAAACCAUCCCAAUGAAAAGGAUAUGCAAGAAAGCAAAGUGGCUGUCCAACGAGGCCUUAAAAAUAGCGGGGGUGGGAAGGCAAGCAAAACACGAGGGAGAUAGUGAAAGAUACAGGAAAUUGAAUGCAGAUUUCCAAAAAAUAGCAAGGAGAGACAAGAAGGCCUUCUUAAACGAGCAAUGCAAAGAAAUAGAGGAAAACAACAGAAUAGGAAGAACCAGAGAUCUGUUCAAGAAAAUUGGAGAUAUGAAAGGAACAUUUCGUACAAAGAUUACCAUAAUAAAGGACAAAAGUGGUAAGGACCUAACAGAAGCAGAAGACAUCAAGAAAAGGUGGCAAGAAUACACAGAGGAAUUAUACCAGAAAGAUAUGGAUGGCUCGUACACCCCAGGUAGUGUGGUUUCUGACCUUGAGCCAGACAUCCUGGAGAGUGAAGUCAAAUGGGCCUUAGAAAGCACUGCUAAUAACAAGGCUAGUGGAAGUGAUGGUAUUCCAGCUGAACUAUUUAAAAUUUUAAAAGAUGAUGCUGUUAAGGUGCUACACUCAAUAUGCCAGCAAGUUUGGAAAACUCAGCAGUGGCCAGAGGAUUGGAGAAGACCAGUCUACAUCCCAAUCCCAAAGAAGGGCAGUGCCAAAGAAUGCUCCAACUACCGCACAAUUGCACUCAUUUCACACACUAGCAAGGUUAUGCUUAAAAUUCUACAAGGAAGGCUCAAGCAGUGUGUGGACCGAGAACUCCCAGAAGUGCAAUCUGGAUUUAGAAGAGGCAGAGGAAACAGAGGCCAAAUUGCAAACAUGCGCUGGAUUAUGGAGAAAGCUAGAGAGUUCCAGAAAGACAUCUGCUUCUGCUUCAUUGACUAUGCAAAAGCCUUUGACUGUGUCAACCACAGCAAACUAUGGCAAGUUCUUAAAGAAAUGGGAGUGCCUGAUCACCUCAUCUGUCUCCUGAGAAAUCUCUAUGUGGGACAAGAAGCUACAGUUAGAACUGGAUAUGGAACAACUGAUUGGUUCAAAAUUGGGAAAGGAGUACAACAAGGCUGUACAUUGUCUUCCUGCUUAUUUAACUUAUAUGCAAAAUUCAUCAUGCGAAAGGCUGGGCUGGAUGAAUCCCUAGCCGGAAUUAAGAUUGCCGGAAGAAAUAUCAACAACCUCAGAUAUGCAGAUGACACAACCUUGAUGGCAGCAAGUGAGGAGGAAUUAAAGAACCUUUUAAUGAGGGUGAAAGAGGAGAGCGCAAAAUAUGGUAUGGUCUGAAGCUCAACAUCAAAAGAACGAAGAUCAUGGCCACUGGUCCCAUCACUUCCUGGCAAAUAGAAGGGGAAGAAAUGGAAGCAGUGGAAGAUUUUACUUUCUUGGGUUCCAUGAUCACUGCAGAUGGUGACAGCAGUCACGAAAUUAAAAGACACCUGCUUCUUGGGAGAAAAGCAAUGACAAACCUAGACAGCAUCUUAAAAAGCAGAGACAUCACCUUGCCAACAAAGGUCCAUAUAGUUAAAGCUAUGGUUUUCCCAGUAGUGAUGUAUGGAAGUGAGAGCUGGACCAUAAAGAAGGCUGAUCGCCGGAGAAUUGAUGCUUUUGAAUUCUGGUGCUGGAGGAGACUCUUGAGAGUCCCAUGGACUGCAAGAAGAUCAAACCUAUCCAUUCUUAAGGAAAUCAACCUUGAGUGCUCACUGGAAGGACAGAUCCUGAAGCUGAGACUCCAAUACUUUGGUCACCUCAUGAGAAGAGAAGAGUCCCUGGAAAAGCCCCUGAUGUUGGGAAAGAUGGAGGUUACAAGGAGAAGUGGACGACAGAGGACGAGAUGGUUGGACAGUGUUCUCGAAGCUACCAGCAUGAGUUUGACCAAACUGCGGGAGGCAGUGGAAGACAGGAGUGCCUAGCGUGCUCUGGUCCAUGGGGUCACGAAGAGUCGGACACAACUAAACGACUAACAACAACAGCAAAUAGUAUUGCAGAAUGAACACUUCUAGUAUAUUUUUUUUUUUGAUAUUUGUUUUAAACUUCUGUAAUUGUAUCCUUUUUAUGAUGCUUUAUGACAUUUUAUGUAGUAAAUGGUGAAUAGAUGCAAGAAAUAAUAAUAUAAUAAAAUAAAGCUGAAUUGGUCAUAAAGUGAUGAAAAUAGCUGUUUACUUGGCCGUUUUCCUAUGUCAUGAAGGCUGAAAUUUCAAUUCGGUGGAGGAGGGUCAAUAUAUUAACUGAUAUGCAUGAAAUUUUAGAUAUAGCUAUAUAAUGCCUAUUAUAGUAAGUUAAGACCUUUGGAACAGGCAUUUUCAAUAAAAAAAAAUUAUGAACCACCUUAAUGAUUUAUCAUCCAUUCCCAUAAAAACCUCUUGGUAAUAAUGGUCACAUUUCUUUCUUCCCUCAGCAUUGGUGCACACUAUGGCAAACAGGAAAAGACCCUGCACCCACCGAGUGAACAUGGUCAUCUAUUUUAAAAAAAAGAGCAGAUGAAGAUUGUUCUUUGACAGAAGGCAUAGUCAUCCAUGUAGACCUGUGUCUUGGGCAGAUCCAGUAAUCCUAGGCUCCACUCUAUCAUGUGCCCGCCCUCCUCCAGGCCUGCAGUGCCUAAGCCAAAUCCAAACUACACCCGGAAUCAAGAGUUGGUGGGCCUCACCAAGGCAACCAGGAAAAGACCAAGGAGCCACAGAGUGGACAUGGUCAUAUGUUAAAAAAAGCAGAGCAGAUGAAGAUUGUUCUUUGACAGGAGGCAUAGUCAACAACUUGAGUAGGAAUCAGUGAGCUGACAAACUACUUAUUGAUUUGCUUGCACAAAGUUUAUGCAGAAGUUAGAUUAUAUCUGGACUUUAUGGAGCAAUCUGAAUGACUGAGCACUUUAAUCCACUUUAACAGCACCAACCUAAAUCUCCUGUGCACACUUGAAUCCCUCCCAUAAAAUACCAACAAGGAGGUGGCCAGAGAGAAUGGCAGCUUACCCAGACUGGUGCUGGGCUGCAACUAGGUGGCUGGCAGCUGGAGAAUUCCUAUGCCGGCCGCUUGGAUUGGCAGGCUUUCCCACCAUCCAUUUAUUUGAUUCCUGACCAAUACAGCCAGGCUAAAUAAAAGGCUUCCAAUUCUUCUCAUUGUACUUGUAUUGUUACUUACGUUUAACGCACAGCCUUCUAUUACCCUAAUUUGUUUUCGUGUACUCUAACAAAUUAACAGUUGCACAUUGUAUUUUACAAGGAGCAGUUUAAUUCCGCAAGGAGAUUGUUAUUUGGACAAUAUGUUUUUAGGUAAUCUUUGAAUAGUUUCUUUUAUUUACAAAUUCAAUGAACGAUUGUAUAAUAAUGCAUUGUAUCCCCCCCUUUCUUGUCUUAAUCUUUUCUUUUCUUUUUUAUUGAAUUAAAAUACAAAUAUAUAAACAUACAUAAAGAUAAUUAAAAAAUAAUAAUAAUACAGCCAGUCUAAGUGGGCUGGGCUUCACCCCAGUCUGCCCCCAGCCUAUAAAGGCUGGCUGUGCCCAAUCCCAGUCGGCUGAAGAACAUUCCUCCUUUCCCACCCUAUUCAGUAAUACUGUGGGUUUUGUAGGUUAACCUUUUGCUUCCUAGGGUACUGUGUUUGUGGGCCCUGCUAUGGUUCUAUAAUGGUUGCUGUUUUUGGAACCGGGAAGCAAUUGGCCUGCAGACAGAUUGGCCCCAUCUGCAGGUGUUGCUUUCCCCAUAGCAACAAUCACUAUUUGUUGCUAUUUGUUGUUAAUAUCGGUUGAGAAUAUUAAUAUUUUCCUUUUCUGGUGGUUAAUCUUAAAACAGGGGUCAGCAAACUUUUUUUGGAGGGGUCUGGGUCACUGUCAUCCACAUACUGCCAGAACCACCUUUUGUGAAUCAAGAGCAGUUUCCCCUCUUUACCUGGCCUCAUAGUCAUUGUGGAUUAGCAGGAGAUGCUGCAGAAUAGAAAGGAGAUGCUGCUCUGCGUUGACUCAUUAACUUGCAGGUUUUGCCUAAGUCUAAUCCAACCUCCACCUGGAAUCAAUAAUCCACAGGGUGGACAUGAUGAACAUAGCUGUCAAGCGUCCCUUAUUUGGCGGCACAGUCCCUUAUCCCAGCGCCAUGUCCCGCUGCUGUCCCUUAUUGAUGAUGUCCCUUAAAUAAGCUACUGAAGGUAAUGGGGCCCUUUCUAUGUCCAGCUGUGCUUUGUCAACAACAAAUUGUUGCUGUUUCUUUGUGUUGAAUAUAUGCUAUAUGGUAAUUUAUGGACCUAAUAGGUAUCUAAAGCCAUUUGCACGCAACAAAAUAUGUAUUUUAUCAAAGUAAUUGUUGAUCCCUUAUUUUGGCUGCUGAUCCCUUAUUUUCGAGGCUGCUGGUCCCUUAUUUUCAAAUCUGUAAGUUGACAGCUAUGAUGAUGAACUUCAUGAAGAAUUUGUAGUAAUUUCAAAGGUGCCCAGGGUGGACAUGGUCUUAUAAUCCUCUUCAACAACUGAAAUGUCCUCUGUCCACCAGAUAAGCUCAAUAUAAACUUAAUAUAAGAUUGUGAUGUAAGCUGACACCCCUUCCUUGAAUCACUAUCUAUUAAAUACUGUUAAAAGUUAAGUACUAUGACAAAUAUGAACAGUACAUUGUUCCAAAAUAAUUAUGUCAAAACAUGGGUUGAAGUUUAAAAAGAUAUGUCAAGAUG